ACGAUGACAAUUAAAUAAUGUAUAAUAGCAUAGGCUAAAAUUAUACGAAACUAAAAAUUCAUGAUUAAAUAGGUUACAGGUCAAAGGUGAAUGGUGUCAGGUCAAUCUGGUCGUCCGUACAAAUGAUAAUGAAAAACGGUUAUCUCCAUCAGCUGUUACACCAAACAAUUGUUAUCAUAAUUUUCAUCCAUCUACACCUGACGAAUGGAGAAAUUCACAGGGCCAAAUCAAACCCACUUAAGAACGUUAAGCGGGCCUCUGCAUCGUCACUCAGUUUCAGUGAUUUGGAAGCCGAUACGGACGUGGCAAAGAUGCUUGAACAGGGAAUAUUACAACAAGACGAUGCAGGUGGGGGCACUAUUCAUGAAAUUGUUGAUACCUCGAGAAAUACUUAUGAGAUUUGGAUUUUCUCUAUUCUUGCUGCGAUUUUAGUAGGAUUAAGUGGAAUUUUUCCUCUGCUUGUGAUACCCCUUGAAUCAGGACAGGCACUAAAACACGGAGGUAUGUGUUUUGUGUAGUUUUUAUAUUUGAAUUUUUAUCCAUGAAAAACACCAGUACCAGUUUUAUAAAAUUGAUCAUUGUUUACAAUUUACAUUCACUCUUAAUUUCAAUUAGGCCUAGUUUAUUUAUUAUUACAAAACAGGGUGACAUUUGUCACUUGUGAAUAAAUCUAUUAAAUGUAAAAUAUUCAGUAUUUAGUAGCUAUGCCUCUAUAGUCUAUAGUCUAUAAUACUAUAUUUGUAUAUAAAUUAUUUAUAAAUUAUUAAGUAGCAAGUUUCAGGGUUUUUUUUCAGUUUUCAAUUCAAUUCAUGAUCGUCAUGAAUCAUGACAUAAUUUAAUCACAUAAUCUAUCACUAUCAGCUACAUCAAAAUUAAAAUUAAAAGUAAUAUUUAAAUAAUUGAUUUUAGCAAUAAAAUUGGUAAAGUAAAAUAUUUUUUGUUAUUGUAAUAGUAAUAUGUAAGUCAAGUAACUUCAUUUUUAUUUCUGAUAAUUAUAAAUUUGUCAAAUUCACUUACUAUAUUAAUGUGAUGUUAUGAUUAUAAUUAUAAAUAACUUAGCAUAAUAUCAUGAAAAGUGAUAUUUUUUUUUGCUAGUAAAAACUAAAAACUAGUAAAUUUCCAAGAAAUAAAGAAACCAUUGUCAUAAAUUACUGAUGAUUUAUUCCUUGUACAUACAUGCAGAUUUAUUUACAUAUCGCUGAAUGAACUCAGUAGCCUAUAUAUUAUUAUUAAUAUCAUAGAAGGAACUUGUGCGAGAAUUGUAAUAGUAUAGAAUAUUAAUAUUGAAAUGUAUCAUUGGGCUUUGUGUUAUAUUUCUUGUGGUCAUCAGUUACUUGUUAAAAAACCAUUUGGGACUUACACACCACAACCUUGCAAAUAAAAUGCAUCUCACUAUAUACAUACAUGUUAACAAUUUUUAUAUCAACCCCAUUUUUUUACACUUACUAUACCCCAAACGUAUCCUUCUUGCAAAUUAAAAACAAAUUUGGUAUUCAAAUCUUUCAUUUUGACCAGACCAAUACCUUAAAGAAAAGUGCAUUAAGCUUAAAGACUAUUUAGACCAAUACCUUAAAGAAAAUUUUGUUAAUGCAUUAAGCUUGGAGACUAAGAAUACAAAUAUUUCCAUUUUAUUGUCAAAAUAAAAUUUGUACAAAGCAUGUAUGAUGUGUGCUUACACUUACAGUAUUAAAUUUAUUUAUACAAAAUUUCCAGGAAAAAAAAAACUUCAUUCAACACAACCUCACCCACUUAAAUGAUUUGCUACUGACUUCAUGCCACACAUUUAAUAUUGCUUUCGGCUGUACACAUUACUUUAAAAAAAGAGAAAGAAUAUACCUUUAUCCCCCCUUUUAUGACUAGUUUUAUGCUUUAUUUUUAUGACAACAACAUUUACCUGUCUUUAAAUAGUCCUCAAAAAGAUGUAAAAGUUUGACCAUAAAAAUUUGUUUCAAGUUUAUUGCACUUCUGCUCAAUGAAAACAUACUUUAAAAACUGUUACCUUUUUAGAAAUCUGUGUACUUCUUUGGGUGUUGUUUGGUUUAUUGAUUUACUUAAAUAAGGUGUUAUAUUAUCAAUUUGCUAUCAUAAGGCGUAAGGGAUUGUAAAUCUUAUUAAUUUACUAUCAUACAGUGUUGUUUAUCUAAUCAAAUUACCAUCUUAAGGUCUUUACCUCAAUGUUUAAGGUAUUUAUCUCAUCAAUAUGCUGCAUGCUAUCCUAUGAUGGUGUUGUUUAUUUUAUUGAUUACCUGUCGUAUUAAAAAAGAGUUAUUUGUCAAGCUUCUGGUUAUAAAAGGGAAUCUACUUGGAAUCUCGUAUCAGUAGUUGAGGGAAUACAAGAGAAGUAAACAUUACUUACAGACUCCUCUUGGUCUAGCAGUGGAAACUGCGUGUGGUGGAGAGACCCCCGUCUGAGAGCCUGUACCUGGAUGGGGUGCAGGGAACUCCUCCUGCGCUGUCUGUUCACCGUGGUCAUUGCGUGAACCUAGUUGCUAACAAUACUGUAUUAAUUUACGUUCCACUCCGUGAAAUAUAAAGUCAUAUUGUAUUACAGCUCGGCAUGUCUUUUAAAUAAGUAUUCAAAACAAUACUUCGGUUAGUGACUGUCUUUAUAUGUAAACUUGAAGGAUAGACUAAUUCUAUCAGAACGUUGUUAGAGUUUCUGAAAGUAGACUGGUUAUGGGUCCCAAGUAUGACCUUAAAAUUAAAUAAGCGAACAUAACAAACUUCUUUCCUUUUAACACAAAAAAUGAAAUCAAUGAAUUGUUUGCGACUUCAGUCUGUUGUAUUCUACUUCAUUUUGAAGAAGGGUUAUCAGGUGACCGGACAGUGUGGUAUUUGAGCAGACCGGUAUCGUUAUCCCACUGGCAUCGACAUACCACCGGGAUCAGAAUACCGAUGGGAUUGGGAUCAUACCGGAAGUGGGAUCCAGAAGGAUCAGAAUCCCACUGGGAACUGGUAUACUAACGGCAGCGGGAUACCGACGGAAUAAUGAUGAGGCUGUAGACUGUAGAAUUUCCUUCGUUCCGAAUGUUAUCCCGGCAAAUGCCGGGUAUAUCCGCUAGUAUAUAUAUAUAUAUAAAAGCGAAUGUAUGUUUGUGGGUGGAUUUGUUCCAACGUACGUUUUUACAUGGAUUGAUGGAUCUGGACCAAAUGGCACAUAUAUCCAUUAUUAGCCAGAAUCAAACACAGGGGGGUUUUAAACUAAAAAAAAAUUCCCGUUUGGGGCUUUGGGCCCAAAAUUCGUUUUUUUCUUAAAUGAGAUAUAUAAAUUAAAUUAGUAACAAUAAAUACUCCUACAGGAAUAAAUGGAUCUUGACCAAACUUAGUACACAAACACUCGAUUAUCCAUAUUCAAAUACCUAAGGGUAUGGGACUCAUAAUAUCUAUUACUCGGGGGGCCCCAUUUCAGUUUUCCUUAUAUUAUAGCUAUAAAUAUCAAUAGGCUUAGGCAAUGCUAUAGGUUCUGUGAGAAUAGAUGGAUCUAGGCCUAGAAAGUUCGAUACUUUAAUUUUAAAAAAGGCAUUUUUAAACCGAUUUUAAUGGGACAAAUUUUAAAUUCUAACUCCUUAAUUUAUCUGAAUGAUUUUUAAACCCCCCCCCCCCCCCCCAAAUCUCAGACAUAAAUAAAACGGCAUUUUAUUAAAUGGGCCUCCACCCGGGCCCCUAAUUCAAUUUAAAUGUAUUAUAGUUAUUGUAGUACAAUCUAGUUGUAUAAUAUUUCGCAUUCGAGAAAUAAUUACGUAGAAAAGUAAUUCUUUUUACACGUUUCAUGGAGGAUAUUAAAUUAAAUCUAGAAUGUUCAAGAAGGUUCUAUAUUGUUCUACGGCAGUGGCUCUGAACCUUACCAAUGCCGCGACCCUUCAUUGCAAUUUCUCAUGUUGGGGUGACCCCUCCCCCUCUCAAACAUCAAAUUAUUUUCGUUGCUACUUAAUAAAUAUGUGUUUUCCGAUGGUCUUAGGCGACCCGUGUGUAAGGAUCGUUCGACCCCCAAAUUUGUCGCGACCCACAUGUUGAGAACCGCUGUUCUACGGGGAUAUUUAAUGGGAUCUAAAUAUUUAUUCGAAAAAAAUCGCACUGAGCAUGAUUCCUUAGAAGAACAGGAUCCUAAUGAGGAACGAGAUUCAACAGUGAACUGGAACCCAACGGAUACGCCAUCCCAUCGGGUAACGGGAUUAAACUGGGAUGGGGAUCCUAUCGGGAAAUGGGAUAACAUCGGAAAAGAGGGUCCCUAUGGGGAACAGAGAACGGUAUCCUAACGGGAUCGGUACCAAUCGGGAUCCCACUAUAUAUGUAUAUAGUUUACUGUUUAAGCUGGCGACCCCCAGGGAGAACCCUUCGCGACCCCAAAUGAGGUCACGGCCUAUGGGUUAGGAACCCAUAUACUCCCUUUCUGGGGUAUUUGGGCUAUUCUCUGUGUACAGCAUUUUGGGAAGUUGACAUUUUUAUGCUCCAUGAAAGGAAGCGAAAUCCACGGAUUGACAUCAUUGAGAUGCUUUGAGGUCAAAUAAAUCUCUCAAGAUUAUAAAGAUGGAGUUUUCUUCCAGUUAUUUUAUAGCAUUGUCAACGUCAGUAUUUGUUGUAUCCCACCCCACCCCCGCGAAAAUUAGCUUUGCGGAAACAAAUUUUAGAGCCGGUAGAACAUAAUGUUGGAAUAUAUCAUAUAGCUGGGAGUUGUUGAAAUUAAAGCUUGUUGUAUCGAUCAGAACAACUCAUACAAUCUGAAAAGUGGGGGGUGGAAAGCAAUUUCGGAAGGAAUAAUAGAUUCUGGGGUCUGUAUUAUUGGGGUGGGGGUGGGGGACAAGCCUGCCAUGAAAAUUAAUGAAGUCGGUGCAAAAAAUGAUUUUGUUAUGGAAAAUCUUAAAUUAAUUAUUCUCCGAUAGCCAGGAACCGUAGUUAUUUUAUUUCCAAUUAUCUUCCUGAAAUAACCCCUUUCAACUCCUUUGCCUUUAGAGCUGUGGGUUUUCAACCGGCGGGCCGCAACUCGCGAUACACAGGAGGGUCGCUAAGUGUUUUCAAGGGUAUUGGAAGAUGUAAAUGAAGGGGGGAUGCAAAGCGAUAAAAGGCCGAUUUUUGGGGGCGUUUCAUACAAGCAACUGAGAUGGAAAGACUGCAAUCAGGUGAGGUACAAGAAAAUGAGUGAAACAAAGUAAGGGAAAACCUGAAACGUGUCGGCAAGAAGCCUUCUUGAGUAAAUAAGCAACAUUAAAAACAAUAUAAAAUAAAAAAAUAAACACUUUGCUGCCAUUGUAGUAUCCAAACAGUCCUCCUGCUUACUCCAGGAUACUACAUUGCAGCUAAGUGUUAUUUAUUUUGUAUUGUUUUUACUGUUGUUUGUUCGCCGAAGAAGGCGUCUUGUCGGCACGAUCAUUGUUUUGUUGCGUCCUUUUUUCCCCAGGUUUUCCCAUUCUUUGUUUCGCUCAUUUUCUAUUGCAUCACCGGGUAUCUUAGUAAAUUCGGAUACACAAUUUCAAGCGUUUUCUGUACUACCUUCAGCGAGCCAGCAAAAAGUUGUAGCCGAUACGACCACCGUGUGUCAUCCACAUAACAUUUAGGGCCCGAGCCCCCCCCCCCCCCCCCCCCCCCCCCCCCGACUUUUCCCCCCAUACUUUCGUUACUGUUGCUACUUUCGUCAAACAAUCACCGCCGUAGACCUUUGUUUACACCUGGAUAGAGCGAUGUUCUUCCCUCACCUCAGACAAUCCAUCGGUGUAACCGUGACCGUGAUGCUCUGAGGCGGCUUAGGCCUGGCGACACCUACAGGUCACAAUGUUUACACUCUAAAGAUAGGGCGAUGGAACGGGACUUGAACUCGCGUGGCAUGGCAGUGGUUUCAAUUGGUUAUUGUAACACUGCGCUACAUAUGUUAAUUUCUAUUCUUUACGCCCCUCUUGCUUCAUAAUCAUUAAGUCAAUUAUUAUAUAGCCACGAACAACGAUUAAUAUUUUCGCGUCCCAUUCUGAACUAGUGCGCGUCCCCAGGGAGGUGCGCCCCCAGGAAGGUGCGUCCCAGGAAGGUGCGUCCCCAGGGAGGUGCGCCCCCACAAUGGGGUAGCUAAGAUUCAGUGCCGGAUUAACCUAAAGGCACCUAAACCAAGUCAGUUGGACCAAGUAGCCACUCACUGUUCGAGAAAUAGACGUGGCUCUACUGAAGUUACCAUAAAGGAGACAUGUGUUUAUGGACUUGGGCGUGUAUCGUGGAAACAGGAGUUCUUGAUAUGACAUUGUGAGAAACAAGGGCUGUUUGUGUGACAACAGUAUGAACAUGUGAGAAACCGUGUGUUACGGCUUAUGUUUAGGCAUAUUUUGAGGCACCAUCAUUUGCCCCCCCCCUCCUUUUUUUUUGCUUUGAUUAUAACGUCACCUAGCAAACAUGCUGUGCCACUUCUUACCCAUCCCGCCCUUGAUUGGGAAAAGAUUGUUUACGUUCGAGUGAGUUAUAUUUGUUCUAAAGAAUGAUAUCAAUUGGCGCAAUUUCUAGAAUUUCUUACUAACUAACGCACACAUUCUUACUCUCUUAUGACCUUGGCUAGUACAUUGCCAAUCACUCCAUCUGCUAAGUUGUGCUUUAUAACUAUAACAUGUUCCUCGCGUAUGGCUCUCCCGCCGCUCUGGCCAUCCCUGAAACAUCUAGUGAGGGUCAUUCGGUCAACAUGCUCUAGAACAGCGUUUCACAAUCUGUGGGGCGGUUCACAAUCUGUGGGUCGCACCCCUUUGGGGGUCGAAUGACCCUUUCACAAGGGUCGCCUAAGACCAUCUGAAAACACAUACUCUACAGUUAUAAAGUAUCAACGAAAAUAAUUGUGUGGUUGGGGUCGCCACAACAUGGGGAACUGUAUUAAAGGGUCGUGGCAUUAGAAAGGUUGAGAACCACUGCUCUAGAGUUUCUGGAUCAGGCUCCUAUGCCAACAGAUAGCGUGCCUAUUAUGGUCAAGCCCAUGGGUCUCAAACUCACGGCCUGCGGGCCAUUUGCAGCCCGUAAGUAAGGCAAUAUUUUUUUAGGACCGAUGCCUGACAGCAAAGUUUAGUGUUAAUGCGGGCCAUGCGUUUUCACCAUUCUCAUAUGUAUAAUGGACAAUCCGCGGCGGUUUCAGUCGAAUCUCACAGACUAGUAUAAUUCUGAUUUCUGUUAUUUUUUUUAUAGGUUAGGACGUUGAUUGUUAUGGUAAAACCUUUUAAAAUUGGAAUUAAAGAUUUUAUUUUGUAGCAUUUUGUGAGACAACAUGGCCAAAGUGCCGUUUUGAGAAAAUACGCUUCUAAUAUUGUAUAUACAAAUAUCAAAAGUUUAAUAAGACAGUUAUAGAGUCCCUGUUAUGGUUAAGCCUAUGGGUAAUGCACAACCAUAAUUGCGUAAAUCGUAGCAAUCUGACACAGUAUCAAAGAAUCCCUAUUAAAAUUGCCGCUAGUGUGUAGGAGUGAGGGACAUUCCGAGCCUGUCUGCUUGGUCACUUUCAAAAUAGGGUUAUUCAAAAAGGUCUUUUCUACGAUAAGGCUCACAGUUUUGCAGACUUCGAAACACACAGGGCCACUUUUCAAUUUUUUGCUGACUCAUCGCUUGUUGCGCUUCUGAUAGAUCACAGUGCAAUACUGAGCUUAAGGCUAAGUUCAGGGAGGUGAAUGGAAAAGCAGAAAAUGAAAAGCCUGGACAUUUUAUAAGAGCCCUGCCCUCCAACUUCACUGAGAUGUUCAGGUUGUUCAAGCGGAUCAUAUAACUUUUUGGGAGUACCUAUCUGUGUGGAAAGUUCAGUGAAAAAAUUAUUGAUGAGCAUCUUCAAGCUAUACUGAGGGUCCCAGUUGCUUCCUCACUCAAGCCAAAUGUUAUUCAGCUGUGUAAGAAGAAGCACUGCCAGGUCUGUGGCAAGAAGGAGUAGGAGGAAGUAAGUGAAGCUAGUUUUUGAGAGCCCUUAAAGUUUUUAUUUGUUAUUAAUAAACGUUGAGCAGAUAGCAACAGUUUCACUUUAUUGAAUUUGUAAUCGCUUUUUUGCGGAAUACUUGAUGCGGCCCAGUCUCACUCAGGCUCAACCUCUUGCGGCCCUCGGAGAAUGUGAGUCUGAGGCCCCUGGUCUAGCCUUUUAAAGUAUGUGCCGAUAGGACAGUGCUCAGUGCGCAUCUGUUACUCUAGACUCUGCUACCUGCGACCUAACCCCCACCAAGGGUCUUGUCUGCGAGGAAUUUCUUUACUAGAUGGUUCUGAUUUAACCCUAUAUAUAGCCCGGCAGAUUUCCUAGCCAUGAGAGAAAUUUUAGCUAUACAUCCUAGACAUAUACGAGACAUUACAAUUGCAAGAUUGUACCGUUUAUGUGUGUCUAUAAAUUAAUCUUUGUAUCCCUCGAGUAUUGCUCACUUUUCACUUGCUGUGCUGUAAGUUGAUAUAGUUUUUUUGUUUCAAUAUAUUUAAAUUUUUGUGUUUUAUAGAAUUUUAAUUGUAUAAUUAAAUUGAAUAUUAUUAGGAUCAAUAGCUUUGUUAUAGUUUUCUCUGCAAACUGUUUUCUAAGUCCCUUGUAGCGCAUUUUUUUAUUGUUUAUUCUACCAGCCAAAUCGUAAAAGAGUUUAAAUUUUUUAAACCAUAAGGGUACGCAACACAGGGGGCUGUGUGUGUGACAAUGGUAUGACAUUUGAGAAACAGGAGCUUUAUAUACGUGACACUUGUAUGACCGAACGGUAACUAUAUGUGGGACAUUGUAUGACUAUUUGGGAAACAGCAGCUCUUGAUGUGACAAUAAUAUGACAAUUUUAGAAACUCCCAGCUGUCGCAACCUGGGCCUGUGUAUAUAAAUAAAAGUGAGCUUACCUCACAACCAUCAAAGCUGCUCCAGAAUGAAAGAGCUGACUUUCUAGAGAGGCAAGGGUCUACCCAGCCACAAUCAAAGCGACCGGUGAUCCAGUUGGGGGGUUAAAGUAUGGUGUUACGAACCGUUAUGUGGGUUUGAAAAUUUAAUUUAUCUGUUGUAAGAUUUGGCUCGUAGAAUGAACACUACCUUACAUAGGACUGAAAACCAAUAUACAAAGGAAAACUAUACCAAAGCUAGUUAUUCUUGCAAAAUUCAAUUUAAUUAUACCAUUAUUUAUUUAUUUAUUUAGGCAUUUUUAUAUAGCGCUUACCAUAAAGCUCUAAGCGCUUUACAAUUAUGAAAAACAUGUAAACUAAGUAAAAUAAAAAUGAGACACUAGGAUAGUAACUACUAUACUAUAGAAACAAUGAAAAUGGCUAUAAAACGAGGACACUUUGACACGUUUUGGCCUUUACUUCAGGAUCAACCCGAAACAGAAAAUGAGACAGGGCAAGGAGGGUGCAUCACAGGUCAUAGGCGGACCUAAACAGAUGAGUUUUUAUGGACUUUUAUAUAUAUAUAUAUAUAUAUAUAUAUAUACAUAUAUAUACAUUAAAACUAUAUCAAUUUAAAGCACAGCACGUGAAAGGGUACACUCCUCGAAAGAUGCAGAGAUUAAUUGAGACACACAUAAAGAGUACUCUUGCCAUUAGACAGUCUCGUAUAUGUCUAGGAUAUUUAGCAAGAACCUCUCUCAUGGCUAGGAAAGCUGGCGGCCUAUAUAUAUAUAGGGUUUUAAAUCAGAACCAUCCAGUAAAAAAAAAUCUAGAUAUUGCCUCACCUGAUAGCAUUCUUUAGAACAAAUAGAAGGUAUUUAAACUUCAACAACAUUUACCCAAUCAAGGGAAAACUGCGUGUGUGGGGAGGGGGGGGGUAAAGGGGUGGCAUAGCACAUUUACUGGGUGACGCCAGUAUCAAAACAAAACAAAUGGGAGAAAAGUAGUGGUGGCCACAACGCUAAAAUCAGGCCGUCACACAUGCCAUAACAAUGGUUUAAAGAUAAAAGUCCUCUUUCACGAGGAAUGGUUGAAAGCUGGGUGAAAGGGGACACGGCCCGUAAAACAGAAUAUGCCACACUCAACAAGGAAAGGGGGUCAGUGGUGGAAAUUAUAACGGGAACACCAGAGCCUCAUCAUCCAGAUGAGAACAGAACACUGACCUGCUCGAGCUGUCGUCAUUGCGGACAGGCGCCAGAGACAGUAGUGCACUUGCUAGCCGAGUGCCCGCUACGAAUGAGUGGAGGGGUUGGGAACACCCCAGACAUAGACACAGAAAGUCUGAUCCAAGGCGAUGCCCAGCAGAUGCGUGCCACGUCUGUAAAGUGGAUCCCUGGACAAGCGGGCUAGCCGAGUGCCCGCUACGAAUGAGUGGAGGGGUUGGGAACACCCCAGACAUAGACACAGAAAGUCUGAUCCAAGGCGAUGCCCAGCAGAUGCGUGCCACGCCUGUAAAGUUCUUGUCGGAACAUUAAAAAGCGUUAGCUCGCCCCCCAAAAGGAGAAUGUCAGCUGUAAAAAGUUGGGUUUUUUUAAUUUUAGAAAAUGUGUUAACUGCUAUUAGUAUUAGUCUAGUCAUUGGUGUAUCAACAAAUUUCCAUUUUUAAAUUUAAAAAAUGAACCAAAAACCAAAAAAAAUAAAAAACACAAAACGCAUGCUUUUCAGGCCUCGUUAAAUUGGCUACAACAAUUGAUCGUGAAAUUAUUAUGAAAAUAGAGCAAGAAAAGGGGCAAUAAGCCAGUAUUCGACGGAGGAAUGGCUAUCACAAGCUGGUAAACCUUGUCGGUUUUUUUUAAUGAUUUCUGCUGAUGGACUGACAGUGACGGUGAUGGGUUGCAUUAAUCUUCUAUUAUUCAUACAUCUGACUACAUAUUGGUAUAUACUCCCACGCCUUAAUUUCACAGAGUUGUACAGAUGGCGUUCAUUAGCGAAGAUUUUUUAUUUUUUUAUUUUUGUUGCGUACGUUUAAAACAAAAAUACAAUUAUCGUAAAAACAAUAUUGGUAUUGUAAAAAAUAGCAACAGUAUUAAAAAAAAUAAUGUACAUUGACAUACAAUUAUUUAGAAAGUAGCAGAUAAAGUGGGCGAAAUCCCAUUUUUGACUUUUAGAUUUGCAGUCGGACUGAAUUUAUUUUAAAAUUUGUAAUAAAUAGAAAUUUGCUAUGAAAAAUAUUGCUGUGGUAAAUUAAACUUUUGUUGAUGAUUUCCCAACAGCUUGUAUUGAAGUUUAAGUGUAUGUUGCACAGACCCCCAGCCCCCCCCCCCACCCCAACCCCAAUCUCCAAUAACAAAUAUGCCAGCUUUGCUUGCACCUGUUGUGUUGAGCCAAAAGCCUUGCUAUUUAAAACCAGCGGUCUAUGAUACGAGUUUACUUACGCGUGUGUUUUACAUGCAGUCUUUCAUCCCCGGACAUUGUUUAUCGUCGAGUAACCGCUUGCGUAUAAGUAAAUAUAAGGUCUCUCGGGAUAAAAGGAAAAAUCCUGGAGGGGGGGGGGGGGGGGGGGAGAUAACUCCGGAUAGAAUCCCGCGGACGUCAAACUGAAAGAUAAAUGGACGGAGAAAAGACCCAGAGCGAGAAACCAAAUUGCAAGGUGGUAGACUGGUGUAGAAAAGGAGGGGCGUUCCGCCCCGGGCGUCACUUUUGCUCUAUAUACGAAGGGCGGUAUUUUCGGCCAACUUAGAAUGUAUUUUUUUUUGUCGUUGAGGGUUGGCCCUAGCCCUAGCUAGCUACGCCACGAAUAUGUUGGCGAAUGUUUUCUUGUGUCGCACGCUUUAAUACACGGGGCGCAACACUAAACUUCUACACCCUGCCCCAAAACAAUAAACAAACAAGAAACACAUCAAUUAAUCUCAUAUAUUAUAUUUUACUUCUGGUGUGUCCUUCUUCAAUGUCACAACCGGCCUUCGUCUUACUCAACAUGUUUUAUAGUACGAGUACUGAGUGGGGGGAAAAUGCUGUCACGCAGCGAGCGUCAUGCGUGACGGUUAAACUCAAGCAAAAUGGUGAUGUUUUUUUCUUUAAGACUUUAGAGGGAGGACAGGGAGGUUACUAUUAUUUUAAUCAAUAAAGAGCCACGGGUGUAAGGUAGGAAUGUCUGUAGGACUAUUGUAUCCAGUCCCGAAGGUAGGGUGUAGGACAAUAUGUAGGCAUGUUAUUUAAAGGUCGGCAGGUAGGGUAUAAGACUUUCUGUAAGCUUAUUGUUAAAAGGCAGGCAUAAAUUAUAGACAAUAAGAAGUCACCGGUAACUCUUUUUUUUUUAAACACUUGGACCCAUCGGGUAUUUUCUCAAAAUACCCGGGCCCGGUGUAAAAACUGCACCCGGUUAAGCCCUAGUAAAAAAAAAUAGAGGGUGAUAAUCGUCGGAAACAUGACUGUGUUGGCGUCAAUGAUAUUGUACUGUGAUUCUAAGUACCGAUGUCACAAACAUCUCUUUAAAAAAUCAACAUUUUGAUUUUAAAAAAUGAUAGCCAUAUUUGUGCGACUUUCUUCCUAGUUGUGUUUGCCACAUAGAAUUAAUUGCUCUGUAAGAGAACCUUGUCUUUAACUUUAAUGAAUAAAGAUUAUGGGAUUUAUUUAUUGGCAUGGCUAAUUAACAAGCUACAUGAGACAAGUUAUAAGCGGUAGUCUAUGUAUGUACAUCUGCCAGUAGGCCACAUGACAUGACACGUACACAGUAGUCAUCUGCCAAUUGGGGACAUCAUAUGCCGUGUACACAGUGAACAUCUGCCGUAGGCCACAUCAUUUGCCGUGUACACAAUAAGCACCUGCACAUCCCAUGUACACAGUAAAAAUGUAACAGUAGGCCACAUCACAUCCCAUGUACACAGUUAACAUCUACCAGUAGGCCACAUCACAUGCCACGUACACAGUAAUCAUCUACAAGUAGGGGGCAUCAUAUGCCGUGUACACAGUGAACAUCUGCCGUAGGCCACAUCAUAUGCCGUGUACACAAUAAGCACCUGCCAGGAGGGCAAAUCCAAUGUACACAGUAAAAAUGUACCAGUAGGCCACAUCACAUGCCACGUACACAGUAAACAUCUACCAGUAGGCCACAACACAUGCCAUGUAUACAGUAAACAUCUACCAGUAGGUCACAUCACAUGCCACGUACACAGUAAACAUCUACCAGUAGGCCACAUCACAUGCUACGAUCACGGUAUUUAUCUUGCAGUAGGUCACAAUAUGUAGUACAUGUAAGGUAACCCCGCUACAACUGCGUUGCAAAGAUUUGCGGCUAUUGACUUCGAAUCGUGGCCUUGUUGACAGGGGCCUGUUUGCCUCCCUCCAGUGCGGCACCCACCUUCUCUGAUACACACAAUAUGAAAAGGUCACAGAUAAUAUAUCGCGACUGGAGAUUGAUCUGUCCGCCCCAUCUGUCUCAAUUCCCUCCCCCUUUCCACUUCUCAACCCACGCGAGUUACAAUCCACUUGUUGUACCCUUUUCAAUCCACUUGUAUUAAGAAGUAUGCAGAGUUUCAGAAAUUUUGAUCUGAGGGCGACAUUUUAGAAUGUCCGGGGGAGGGGGGGUGCAAUAAUAAACACCAAAAGAAAGCAUAUUGGUAACCAGCGUCAGCUCUUAAUCCGGUGCCCACGCCCAAAAAUAAAUUGAAUUCACCCAGUUUUGGUGCCCUGGGAGUAUGCCCAAUAACCCCAUCUUCUUUCCGCCCUUGGAUUCUAUAAAGACAAAUAUCGUACAACUCUACAGAAUGAAGGGAAAUAAUAUUUUUGUCAGUUAAGAAAAUCUAUAUCUCUUAUAUAUAUUUAGCUUUUGGUGCGGCUGCUUCUUUUUCACAACCGACUCUCCUCCUCCUAAUCAUGUUUUAUAUUAAUAGUACUGAGUGGGGAAAAAAAUAAUGUCAAGUAGCGAGCGUCAUGCGUGACGGUUGUACUCGGGUAAAAACGUUCAAUUUUUUCGGAGGCGAAAAUUAUAUAUAUCAAUAAAGAGCCACAUGUAUAGUGUAGGACUGUCUGUAGGACUGUCCUAUUUUUUAAAAGCUGGCAGGUAGGGUGCAGGACUAUUGUUUAAACGCUGGCAGGUAGGUUGUAGAACUGUAUGUAGGACUAUUGUUUAAAGGCCGGCAGGUAGCGUGUAGGACUGUCUUGAGACAUAUUGUUUAAACGCCGGCGGGUAGGGUGUAGGACUGUGUGUAGGACUAUUGUUUAAACACCGGCAGGUAGGUGUAGGACUGUGUGUAGGACUAUUGUUUAAAUGGCGACAGGUAGGGUGUAGAGUUGUGUGUAGGACUAUUGUUUAAACGCCGGCGGGUAGGGUGUAGGACUGUGUGUAGGACUAUUGUUUAAAUGGUGACAGGUAGGGUGUAGGACUGUGUGUAGGACUAUUGUUUAAACGCCGGCGGGUAGGGUGUAGGACUGUGUGUAGGACUAUUGUUUAAACACCGGCAGGUAGGUGUAGGACUGUGUGUAGGACUAUUGUUUAAACACCGGCAGGUAGGUGUAGGACUGUGUGUAGGACUAUUGUUUAAAGGCCGGCAGGUAGCGUGUAGGACUGUCUUGAGGCAUAUUGUUUAAACGCCGGCGGGUAGGGUGUAAGACUGUGUGUAGGACUAUUGUUUAAACACCGGCAGGUAGGUGUAGGACUGUGUGUAGGACUAUUGUUUAAACACCGGCAGGUAGGUUUAUGACUGUGUGUUGGACUAUUGUUUAAAUGGCGACAGGUAGGGUGUAGGACUGUGUGUAUGACUAUUGUUUAAACGCCGGCGGGUAGGGUGUAGGACUGUGUGUAGGACUAUUGUUUAAAUGGCGACAGGUAGGGUGUAGGACUGUGUGUAGGACUAUUGUUUAAACGCCGGCGGGUAGGGUGUAGGACUGUGUGUAGGACUAUUGUUUAAAGGCCGGCAGGUAGCGUGUAGGACUGUCUUGAGGCAUAUUGUUUAAACUCCGGCGGGUAGGGUGUAGGACUGUGUGUAGGACUAUUGUUUAAACACCGGCAGGUAGGUGUAGGACUGUGUGUAGGACUAUUGUUUAAACACCGGCAGGUAGGUGUAGGACUGUGUAGGACUAUUGUUUAAAGGCCGGCAGGUAGCGUGUAGGACUGUCUUGAGGCAUAUUGUUUAAACGCCGGCGGGUAGGGUGUAGGACUGUGUGUAGGACUAUUGUUUAAACACCGGCAGGUAGGUGUAGGACUGUGUGUAGGACUAUUGUUUAAAUGGCGACAGGUAGGUGUAGGACUGUGUGUAGGACUAUUGUUUAAACGUAUUGUUUAUAGAAAAUGAAAAAGUUAACUUCCUUUUUUUUAAAUAGCACUUGGACCCACCGGGUAUUUUCGCAAAAUACCCGGACCCGGUGUAAUAAAACUGCACCCGGUUAAGCCCUAGAUUAUUUGUGUUACUAACAUCUAUAGGUUUCUCGGUAUAGAUGCAAAGUUGCCAGUAGUGUACCUUUGAUCGGGGGUAGGGGAAGAGGAAAGUAACCCCACCCCAAGAUCUUUUGAGAAAUUUAAAACCUAGUUAUGCAUAUUGGCAAAUGCCUGACUUCAGCUUUGCAUCAAUCCACAGAAAAGAUGCUUGGAAACAGGUGUGUCUUAACCUGGUUCUUUUUAUAAUAUUACCUAAUUAUUUUUUAUUCAUUUUUACUUAUUGUUAAUCUUAUUUUAUAAUUUUUAAAAAACAACUCUUUAUUUGUUUCACUUGCUUCGCUACUAAAUAAAUAAUACAAUAAUGUAGUCCAAAUAAGCACUGGUACGUCGUGCCGGCACGUAACGUCAGAUUGAUCUACUGACACCAUAAUACAUAUUGAACGAAUAUGAAACAAAGCUUUAAUAAAUUAGGCGUACAUUUUCUUUGAUAAGAAAUUUAAUUUUUUUCUAAAAUAAUGAUUUUUGUAGUAGAUUGCGUCUAUAGAUCCUUUGUGAACAUUUAUAACGGGUUCUUUUUGGUUUUUACCGCAUGCAUAAAAGCUGUUCCUCCACUUUAACUCAUCAAGCAUAUUAAUUUUCAACAAUUCUAGGUUAAAAAAUUGACGAUUCUUAAAAUAAUAACUUGCAAAUUGUAAGGGGCGUUUAUUUAUUCAAUUCUGAUAUUUAAAAGAGAAAAGCAUUUCAGAAUUGUAUGUCUAGGCAUCUAUGUGCAUUUAAAAUUUCUUUUUACCUUGUGUUGUACGGUAAACUGCGUCACAAAAGCAAUACAUGUCAAGCAAGUCUAAGUACAAACGAUUUAGAUUUAAAAAUCAUGGAUGAAACGUGCACCAUUAGUAAGCGCAUGAUGAAUCUUAAUUUGUUCACAAAUGUCUUGAAUUUAACACACACACACAAAAAUCAUUCUUAUCCAGCUCAGAAUUCAUGAAAUCAAUUUAGAAUGAUGUUAUUAUUUUCCCAGAAAGAUGAUUUUUAUAGCCCACCCUAUUUCAAAGUUGAUUUUUUAUCUCAAAUAGAAAUUGUAAUCAGAUGAUCAAUGUAGCAUAACUAAGGUAAGACACAGUGCGUUAAUUGCUCUAAAGAAAUGGAAAUGUGAUUUGAUUACAUUGUAAAUAUUCAUGUUCAGCACAUAGCUAAGUAUUUUUAGCAAGAACUAAAUAUUCAAAAUAUUUGAAUUAUAUGCAUUAAUAACGUUGGGAAGGUAGGUUUAAUAAAAAAAAAUAUUUGGAAUCGAAUCAUAUGUAUAGAUUUGCCUUAAAUAGUGGGAUCAUAAAAUAUAUCCAACGAUUCGAUAUUUGUUUGUAGUAUUUCACUAAUUUAAACUGGUGACAUUUAGGCCUACCAUUUAGUACUCUCUUUAAAAUGUUUUGAAAUAACAUUUUACGUCUUUUGACAAAGGUCUAUAGUUUUACGUUCUUGCUGUACACCCCCCCUCCCCCUAGAUUUCUGAAAUGUGGACCUGUUUGACCGUGUUAAUAGUGUUAUUGCUGCCAAAACUUUUGUUCCACAUCUAUUCCCAUAAUGCUCGAAAUGAUUUCUAUUUCUAAUAUCAAGAUGUGUUGAUUUGUAUAUUGAAUAAUUAUUAUUUAAUAAGAUUAAAGCACUUAUUAUGUACGGAAAGAAAACCGCAGCCCCCCUCCCCCAACACCCACACACAUCCUCAUUAGCGAGACCUUAAGGAGUCGAUAGAGUAUGUUUGAGACUCACUGGCUUUACACUUUCCCUUACACAGCGAAUUAACGGUCACACAUGACCAUCAGCUUUCUGUUCACUGCGGGAAGAAAUCAGCCGAGAAGCCGGAUGGCAAUCAAUACAUUAAGUUUCGUGUUUUAAUAAGACGGUUACUUAUCGUCGCACAGUUGAUCAACGGUACCUGGCCAUUGUGUCACACACUUUACCAACGGUACCUGGUCAUUGUGUCACACAGUUUACCAACGGUACCUGGCCAUUGUGUCACACAGUUUACCAACGCUACCUGGCCAUUGUGUCACACAGUUUACCAACGCUACCUUGCAUUGUGUCACACAGUUUACCAACGGUACCUGGCCAUUGUGUCACAUAGUUUACCAACGGUACCUGGCCAUUGUGUCACACAGUUUACCAACGCUACCUGGUCAUUGUGUCACACAGUUUACCAACGGUACCUGGCUAUUGUGUCACACAGUUUACCAACGCUACCUGGCCAUUGUGUCACACAGUUUACCAAAGCUACCUGGCCAUUGUGUCCCACAGUUUACCAACACUACCUGGCCAUUGUGUCACACAGUUUACCAACGCUACCUGGCCAUUGUGUCACACAGUUUACCAACGCUACCUGGCCAUUGUGUUACACAGUUUACCAUGGUACCUGGCCAUUGUGUCACACAGUUUACCAACGCUACCUGGCCAUUGUGUCACACAGUUUACCAAAGCUACCUGGCCAUUGUGUCCCACAGUUUACCAACGCUACCUGGCCAUUGUGUCACACAGUUUACCAACGCUACCUGGCCAUUGUGUCACACAGUUUACCAACGCUACCUGGCCAUUGUGUUACACAGUUUACCAACGCUACCUGGCCAUUGUGUCACACAGUUUACCAACGGUACCUGGCCAUUGUGUCACACAGUUUACCACGCUACCUGGCCAUUGUAUCACACAGUUUACCAACGCUACCUGGCCAUUGUGUCACACAGUUUACCAACGCUACCUUGCAUUGUGUCACACAGUUUACCAACGCUACCUGGCCAUUGUGUGACACAGUUUACCAACGGUACCUGGCCAUUGUGUCACACAGUUUACCAACGCUACCUGGCCAUUGUUUGACACAGUUUACCAACGGUACCAGGCCAUUGUGUGACACAGUUUACCAACGGUACCUAGCCAUUGUAUGACACAGUUUACAAACGGUACCUGGCCAUUGUGUCACACAGUUUACCAACGCUACCUGGCCAUUGUGUCACACAGUUUACCAACGGUACCUGGCCAUUGUGUCACACAGUUUACCAACGCUACCUGGCCAUUGUUUGACACAGUUUACCAAAGCUACCUGGCCAUUGUGUGACACAGUUUACCAACGGACCUGGCCAUUGUGUGACACAGUUUACCAAUGCUACCUGUCCAUUGUGUCACACAGUUUACCAACGGUACCAGGCCAUUGUGUGACACAGUUUACCAACGGUACCUAGCCAUUGUCACACAGUUUACCAAAGCUACCUGGCCAUUGUGUCACACAGUUUACCAACGGUACCUGGCCAUUGUGUGACACAGCUUACCAAUGCUACCUGGCCAUUGUGUGACACAGCUUACCAAUGCUACCUGGCCAUUGUGUGACACAGUUUACCAACAAUACUUGUCAUUUCACGGCCCGUAUAUCUACCGACGCCAUCACGACACGUAAGGGGUUAAUAGAGAUUAGAGGAGAUAAAUAACAUCGCCACAACAGAAGUAAAUUCAUUGUCACCACAAGCUGCUGCGGUCAUCACGCGACCAGCCACGUCAAUGUCUGCGGCAAUAGGGGGGGGGGAGUCUUACUUGAUCCACUCAGUAAACAAAGCUUUAAAGUCUUCCGGGAUCACAGUUUUACUAUCAACACGUAUACACCGAAACUAGUAUCCCAGUAAUAUCCAUCACCACUGUUUGAUUCGGAACGUAUAAUAAUAUAUCACCAGUGUUCCAUCCUGCCAUAGAUCGCCUCAGGCAGAAAUGAAGCCAUACAACCCCCCACCCCCCUAUGUUGGCACACAAUCCAAUCACAGAACAGAAUGAAGCACAUUUCACGGACACAAGUGUCAGAACUGUGAUGCCGUAGUGUCAUAAUCGUAAAAAGAAUUUUUGUCUUAAAUGUCACUGGCUGAUUACCGGAAUCCUAACCAAGUGAAUGCGCGAGGCAAGCAGCAUACAGCACCGGUAAGAAAGAUCAGCCACUCUCCUUCAGGCUGGAUGCUCACUCUAUCCAGCGUCUACAAGGAGUCGGCCCAGUGCCCAGCUAAUGAACAUAUUGGAACGACGGACGGCAAACGAAAAUCACAAGAAUUCCCCCCUCCCCCAAAUUACCCGCCCCCCACUGCAAAAUACCUACAAAUCGUGCCCUUUGUUUUGAUGGCUUAACGAGAUGUUCUCCCCUGGUUUAUCUUUUUUGCCACCAGGGUUUCGAGGGGGAGGGGUUGCCCAAACCCACCCAAAACUCUCCUUCUCAAAAAUCAACUAAAAUGUUUAUUGGUGGGUUUUCCCUAAUGGCAUGUAUUGAAAUGAAGGCAGUGCCUAGAAAGAAUGUUUCAUAAUUGACCCCCUGCUUGUUUUCGGGUGUAAUAUAUCAUUUUGUCUGCUAGCUCGGGGGGGGGGGGGGGGGGGGUAAAGGUUAUGAAGUGAGCAGUUAUGGAGAGAGGGUGGGGUGCAGUCGUUGUGCGCGCCGACCGGGGUGUGGCGUAGAUAUAUUAAAUGGCUACCCCGGCCAUAUGUUAUAAUCCACCCGGCUCAUCACAAUCGAUCUAACACGCCCCGAGCAGUAGCAACGUGUACUGGUGUUUUGAAAAGCAAGAACUAGUUACAGGAUAUUUACACUCCAGUUAGUAGGUUCUGUUGUGGAACGGAUGGAAAUCGGGAAAUCCCAUUAUUGGGUGAGCCAGAAUUUUUAAAACAAUCGCUAGAUUUAUUUUAAGACUGGCAGUUUUAAGGUGUCAAAAUGAAAUGAGUCUAGGAUGAGGGCCUUUUAUGACAUAAAGCCGACACAUUCUGUUGUAGUAAAGAUAAAAGCUCAUUCAGUAAGUUCUAAGAUGGAUGAUAGAACUACUAUAAUUUCCUGAAGCACAGGGCGCAUUUCCUUAGUCAUUUUGUCUUAAAGCAAUUAUAUAUUUCAAUGCCUAAAUGCCCCGUAGGCGUUCAUGAAUGCUCAGUUUCCCGCCACCUGACCCUAUCCCAGUUCCACCUCCGGUUCCGACGGAUAGGCCUACGUCAAGAGGACCACGGUGUCACGUGGCUGUUGGAACACUCGCUUGUUAGCAUCCCCACGUGUCGUCUGAUAAAAGCCUGAACGGAAUUCCAAAAUUUGUUACCUACCAGAUAUGAGCGCCGGAUGGUGGCAUUUCUGGCUCUAUUCGCUUCUACUGAACGUUUUGCCAUUUGGUCGUUACCCCCCUCCUACUUCCUCCAUCCUCCCUCUCUCCUCACUCCUUCCUUUUCCCUCACUCCUUCCUCCCUCUCUCUACUUUUUCUCUUCCUCCUUCCUCUCUCGCUCCUUUACCCUUCCUCCCUCUCUCCCCCCUCUGUCCCUCUCCCCUUCCUGCCUCCGCCCUACCUUUCUCCCUCCUCCUUUCAUACUCCUCCUUCCAUUUCCUCCCGCCACCAGAACAACAGUAUUUUUUUUCUUCCCGGCAACCCUUCUGUUCUUAAAUUCGAGACUUAUUUAUUAUCUUAAGACCGUUACAAGCAGACGUGCGUAGGUGUGCACUUUGCAUCGUUAUUUGCACAUUAGGGAAACAUGUGAAGGGGGUAGAGUGAGGAAUGCGCGUGUUGUCAAUGGCUACUUGAUAUCUUGAUGCAGCAUUUAAAAGAAUAUUUUUUUUCAAAACUACAUGACCACACAUUCAUUUGAAAAGUAAGUAGGUAACUUAUAGAAAUUAUCCGUCAAAAAGUAUUGGAAGACAAUAUAAUGAUUUUUUUUUUCUUUCGAUUAUUUAAUUAGAGUAGAAAUGUAUUUGUUAAGUAAAAGGGUAACUACUAGAAAUGAUCCGUACAAAAUGAUAGGGAGAUAAUAUAAUGAAAUGUGAAAAUUCAGAUUUAAGAGUGCAGCUAUGUUAAGGCUAUGUUAAGUACACAUGUUGAAAAUGGGACAAUGGGUGUUCACUUUGUGCUUUCUUGAAAUGGUGUCGAGAUGUGGUUUACUUUUAACGUCAAGUAGGGUGACCAAACGUCACGAUCGUACCCGGUAUCCCGAACAAGUCCCUCGGGACGCCUAAAUGUCCCGUUUAUAAAACCAAACAUAUUUUCAAAUCACUAAACUUCCUAAUUUAUAAUAUAACUUCAAGUAAUAUUUUGGCUAGCUGUGUAGCCAGUGCCAGUAGUGAUGUGUGCUCGCGUGAUAGCUGCAUUUAAUUUGUUGUGUUUUAUUAUGUUGUAAAAUAUAUAUAAAUAAAUAAGUGCGGUAUUCAAUGCAAAAUUAUUGUUUUCGUUUAUGAUAUGCCUCAGAGUUUAAAUUAAAUUAAAAGUCUCAAAAUAGUUAAAAUAAGCAUAUUUCAAUAAAUAGUUUCCGGCGGAGGCCCCCGAAUCCCUCUUUAGCUGGAGGGUAUCAUCCCCCCUCCCCCGCAAACCCCUCUUGGUUGUGUCCCUUUUUUCCAGUUCAUGAUUUGGUCUCCCUGCCCUAACGUAAAGGAUUUCCCUUGCGGGUGAGCAUCCAGGGCACGUGAAUGCUAUGGUAUAAGUAUUUACAGUUGGUUACUUUAAAGAAUGUGGUGACUUUCUUUGUGAUUUGAGGAGUAGGGGGUGAUACGAAGGUAACGGUUAAUAUUCAAACAUUUAUCAUUAUGAGAUUUAUACAAAAAAGGUGCAAUUCAAGGGGAACUAUACUAAUAGCCAUCAGACACGACAGGGCUCAAAUUUAUACUUUCCCUUGUUGGCAUGAAGACUGACUUGACUCAAAUCUGGGUGAAAGUCCGCCCCCUAAGAGAGCAGAGGUCGCUUUGUCUUCUUAUCCGUUCUCCACAAAUUAUUUAAUCCUUUUGACUGAUGUCAAAUCUAUACCUAUCGAUAUCAAGGCGUCCCGAGGCCUAAAAAGAUACGGUAUAAGUGCAAUCAAAUGGAAAAGGGCAUACUUUUUUUUUCGGUAACCUUAAUUGGACAACUCGCACAGAUGUGUUAUACGCUCAUUAUUGUUCCGUCCUUUUUAAGUCAGGUGUUCCAUCGUUUUAAUUGAUCCCACAUACCAACUCUAAAAAUGAAAUGACACGUUUGUCCGUCAUUCGUGAAGACUUGUUUUACUCGGCUCGUUUGACUGAUGUUGUGUCUAAAGGUAGGGGCAAAUAUUCUAAAGGUACGGGCAAAUAUUCUAAAGGUACGGGCAAAUAUUCUAAAGGUAGAGGCAAGUAUUCUAAAGGUAGAGGCAAAUAUUCUAAAAGUAGAGGCAAAUAUUCUAAAGGUAGAGGCAAAUAUUCUAAAGGUAUGGGCAAAUAUUCUAAAGGUACGGGCAAAUAUUCUAAAGGUACGGGCAAAUAUUCUAAAGGUACGGGCAAAUAUUCUAAAGGUACGGGCAAAUAUUCUAACGGUACGGGCAAAUAUUCUAAAGGUAGAGGCAAAUAUCCUAAAGGUAGAGGCAAAUAUUCUAAAGGUAGAGCCAAAUAUUCUAAAGGUAGAGGCAAAUAUUCUAAAGGUAGAGGCAAAUAUUCUAAAGGUAGAGGCAAAUAUUCUAAAGGUACGGGCAAAUAUUCUAAAGGUACGGGCAAAUAUUCUAAAGGUACGGGCAAAUAUUCUAAAGGUACGGGCAAAUAGUCUAAAGGUAGAGGCAAAUAUUCUAAAGGUACGGGCAAAUAUUCUAAAGGUACUGGCAAAUAUUCUAAAGGUAGAGGCAAAUAUCCUAAAGGUAGAGGCAAAUAUUCAAAAGGUAGGGGAAAAUAUUCUAAAGAUAGAGGCAAAUAUUCUAAAGGUAUGGGCAAAUAUUCUAAAAGUACGGGCAAAUAUUCUAAAAGUAGGGGCAAAUAUUCUAAAGGUAGAGGCAAAUAUUCUAAAGGUACGGGCAAAUAUUCUAAAGGUAGAGGCAAAUAUCCUAAAGGUAGAGGCAAAUAUUCAAAAGGUAGGGGAAAAUAUUCUAAAGGUAGAGGCAAAUAUUCUAAAGGUAUGGGCAAAUAUUCUAAAGGUACGUGCAAAUAUUCUAAAAGUAGGGGCAAAUAUUCUAAAGGUACGGGCAAAUAUUCUAAAGGUACGGGCAAAUAUUCUGAAAGUAGGGGCAAAUAUUCUAAAGGUACGGGCAAAUAUUCUAAAAGUAGGGGCAAAUAUUCUAAAGGUAGGGGCAAAUAUUCUUAAGGUAGGAGCAAAUAUUCUUGAGGUAGAUGCAAAUAUUCUAAAGUUAGAGGCAAGUAUUCUAACGUUAGAGGCACGUAUUCUAAAUUCUAAAGGUAGAGGCAAGUAUUCUAAAGGUAGGUGCAAAUUUUCUAAAGGUAGAGGCAAGUAUUCUAAAGGUAGGUGCAAGUACUCUAAAGGUAGAGGCAAGUAUUCUAAAGGUAGAGGCAAGUAUUCUAAAGGUAGAGGCAAGUAUUCUAAAGUUAGAGGCACGUAUUCUAAAGGUAAAGGCAAGCUCUAACGGGAGAGGCAAAUUUUCUAAAGGUAGAGGCAAGUAUUCUAAAGGUAGGUGCAAAUAUUCUAAAGGUAGAGGCAAGUAUUCUAAAGGUAGAAGCAAGUACUCUAGUGUAGUGUGUUUGAACUCCCUGUCCGAGGUCAAGUGCCGGUCCACAAGAAUGCCCUUCCGGCCCGCCUUAAUUUACAUGAAUUACGAAGUGCGGUCUAAAAAAGUGACUGCCUGCUCUGUAUUUAUUAUCAGCAAAUUCGGUCACUUCUUUCCAGUAUUUAAAAUAGCAAGAGAAUCUAUAUAUUUAACAUUACAUGUUUAAAAAAAUAAUUUUUUAAUGAUUACAACAAAUUAAGAAUGAAUAAUUGUUUGACCAUCGGCUUCAAUGGUACGAUUAAUCAUCUCUCAUAUGAGCUACGGUCCGAAAUGCAUACAGAUUUUUGCACGGGCGGCUUAAGCAGCGUUCAUCAGUGGCGUACUUAGCAAUAUACCACUGCCCACCGUAUGGGCAUUGCUUUGAAGAGGGCAUCUUGACCUUAAGCGUAGUUUUGACUACAGAUUUCGACUCUUAUUGAUCUCUUUUGGCUCGUCAUAACACACGGUGGUGUUAACACAGACCUAGGUUUGAAAUGAUAAAGGGCCAGGUCUUAAUUAAACCAAUUCUCCCGAAAGAAUAACACUGAAUAACAGAAAGAUUACUCUGAUGGAAGUUUUGUUUUAACCGGUUAGAGAACUUGGCUCUGACACGAACAACAGAACAUCAAAGGUGUGCGUAAAGCCUCUGCUUCCAAUGGGGAAAAUGUAUCAUAUUCCGAAACAACAUUUUUUAAAAAAUGUAAUAUCCUUAUUUGAAAUGUUUACCCCAUUGCAAACAGUUAAUUGGCUUAAUAAAGUUGCAGAUAUGUAAGUAAGUCGAUGACUCGGGGGGGGGGGUGGUCUUUGCUUCGGAGGAGGAUCAAAUUGAUAGUGAGAUCUGUCUCCCUCCUUGUAUCUGUCAGGAGCGUUACGUACACCGUAUGCUGAUAUCCUCCGUGUAGCUGCCAGUGGGGGGGGGGGGGGGGGGGGGGGGGGGGGGUCUUUGCUUCGGAGGAGGAUCAAAUUGAUAGUGAGAUCUGUCUCCCUCCUUGUAUCUGUCAGGAGCGUUACGUACACCGUAUGCUGAUAUCCUCCGUGUAGCUGCCAGAGGUGUUACGUACAGUGUAUGCUCAUAUCAUCCGUGUAUUUGCUAGAGGCGUUACGUAUAGUGUAUGUUUAUAUUUAUAUCAUCCUUGAGGGCAUUGAAAUACUCGGCAGUAACGUUUCUUACUACUGAUUUAUGUGCCAUAGAGAGGUCGUUUAUACGGGCCUCUGGAGAUGUUUUAAAAACGGACAACGGUAAAUGACUUACUGGCCUCAAGUGAUUAGUAAGGGUAUCAGUCCCACCAUGACUUUUACGCCCUAACAAGCUUCGCCGAUAAGAAGUUGUUUUUUUUUUCUUUCUUCUGCUCAAGAACGCCAGUAUACUGUAUUGCCCGUCUUGUGUACUUGGGGCUUAUUCAGUAGUGUCUCUUGCAGUGUCACGUGUAACGUCCACCACCCGGUCGUGGAACAGCUUGUUGAGUUCUUUGACCUUACCUCUAACGCCACAACGAUGAAGCUGUAAUACUAAUAGGUUUUGGGGGAGGUGAACCGUGGCACCUCGUCUAGUGCCCCCAGGAACUGCCCGUUGGACUGAAGUUGUCUCUGGGCUUAGUUAACGAAAUAGAUCAUUACGAAACAUAGCGGUGAUAUUUUUUUAUAAGCCUUUUUACAGUCUUCGGGUUAACUAUUGCAGAGAUUGUGCAUGUUAAUGUACGUACACGUUAAAGUACGUACACAUUCUCUGGAGACCCCUCCCCAAACGCAAUAUCAGCCACCACCCCCCUAUCCCCUCAAUGCGCACGUUAUUUAUGGAUGGGCCCCUACUAAAGAGAUGAGAUUAAUUAUUUUUUUUUAUUGAAUUUUUUUAGGGGCCAGUGUGAGAAUAUCUUAUAUAAAAUUUGCUUCUGGUAUGGCUGCUUCCUUUUCACAACCGGCCCUCCCCCUGCUCGAUAUGUUUAUAUUAAUAGUACUUAGUGGGGGGCGGGGGGGGGGGGGGGAAGCUGUCAAGCAGCGAGCUUCAUGCGUGACGGUUGAACUCAGUAAAAAUGUUGAAUUUCUCGGUGGCGACCAUUAUGUUAAUCAAUAAAGAGCCACGGGUAUGGUGUAAGAUUGUCUGUAGAACUGUCUGUAGGACUGUCUCUAGGUCUAUUGUUUAAAGGCUGACAGGUAGGGUGUAGGACUGUCAAUAGAUCUAUUGUUUAAAGGCCGGCAUAUAUUAUAGAAAAUGAGAAGUAAUUAAUUUUGUGUAACACUUGGACCCACCUGGUAUUUUCUCAAAAGACCCGGACCUGGUGUAAAAGAAAAAAAGAAACAACAGGGUUACGCCCUGGGUACAUAAUAAUACAGUAGUAGUGAGUAAUCCAGUCAAUGUUGGGGAUAUGGGAUGACUCGUGUAGUUCAGUGGUUCCCAGCAUGUUUUCCACGGAGCUCUAAAGGCUCCGCGUGCCCUUCUCAUGGGCUCCGCGGCCGCUCCAGGACAAAAAUUAUUAUUUUAAAAAAUUGAAUUAAACUUGUAAGGCAUUAGAAUCUCCCCUAAAUAAAUGAAUGCUAAAAGGUUAUCAGCUAGUCAAAAGGGUUGUGAACCACUGGGUUAGUUUAUUGUCAAUCCAUCUCAAAAUAUUAACGUUAUUUUUAACAAAUGAGAUCCUGGUCAUGCCCCCCACCCCCAACCCCAAAUAUUAAAAAAAAAAUCCCUUGCUGACUUCGCCGACCACCAUCGCCCCGUUAGUUCAGGCUAAAAGUAAGGACAGCCAACGUGUCGUCUGAGGUCACUCCUCUGUGUACACGCGAAUAACCACGGGUCACGUCAAUCCUGUCAUCUCUUCAACUAUUACGUUAUCCGCUCUAUCACUAAUCUGGCCUAUCGUCCCAAAGAGUGAUCAACCUGACAAGUACCUGCUACAGGUCGUCGGCAUAAGAGCGUAAUGAUGAUAACUACCGAUUUUCACAGUAAGUCUAAGUGUACUUGAGCAGCGGUUGCCAAAAUAAUUACCUACUUAUACAGUAGUAUGAGUUUACUUGAGGACCGGCUCUCAAAAUAGUCUCCGACUAUUAUAGUAGUCUGAGUGUACUUUAGCCGCAGUUCCCGAAAGUCGACAAAGUGUGAGUUCUCUAAAGUCAGGAUUGUCAAUAGGUCUCUGGGGCCCGCCUUAGUCUACUGAAAUUAUGUAAAACCUUUCAUCGGAUCAAUGUUUACGGGCCACGUCAAUUCAAAAAUUCAGGGCUGCUUGGAACAUAAUGGAUGUAUAUUAAGAAAAUGUUACAUUUAUUGUUGCAAUCCCCAACGAGACGUGACUGUUUUAGGGUAAACAAUAAUUAUUAUAUACCUCCAGGGAAGUUACAUAAACUAAUGAAGAGAAUUGCUGGGAAUUUUGGGGUUCCGUCUGCUUACUCCAAGAUCAAAGUAACACGCGGAGACUAAUAAUUGAAAACUACCACCGUCUGAUCCAGGACAAGUACCGCCAGUACUAUAUCUUAGUGCUGAGGGGUGUGUACACUUUCCUGAUCAACAACGACAAUUACUGCAAGUACUAUAUUUUAGUGCCGGGACCCUGGGUCUCGGUACUAGUACUGGUAGCGGUUUGCACACGUCCUUGAUCCAUAUGGUGAUGGACCCAUCAAAAUAUAGCACUACAUUUUCUAAGCUACUACUAAGAUAGAUUUCUAUUCCCAUAGUAAGAAACGCUCACUUUCUGUGAAAACACUAGGCCGCCCUGGGGUGUUACAGUCGAAGCUGUCACCACGACAGAGACAACACCAAAGGGGCCGUCCAUAAAGUACGUCACGCUAUUUUUGACCGUUUUUAACCCCCCUUCCCCCCUGUCACAAAUCUCGGACCCCUCCCCCCUAAAGUACGUCCCACUUUCGAACAAUUUUUUUUUUAAUUAACACCUAAUUAAAAUUUAAUCUAAAACACACUUCACUAUUAAACUGUAUUAAAAUUUAAACUAUCCACUUAAAAGAACUAACACACUAUAAAAUGACCUUAAUAGUAGAAUUGUUUAUUGUCAACAAUUGUCAUAGUUAUUCAUUGCAGCAGUAAUUCAAUCUAGAUUGAAUAUGAUAACAAAAAUUGCAAAAAUUAGACUAGACAAUUAUAUAAUACACAUCAUUUAUCUGCUGCUUUUUCAUUUACAAAAGUUGAGGUCAAGUUUAGAUAAUUUCCGAUUAUGCAAUCUUUUUACACAAGAUAAGAAGUAAAUUGGCGAAACUUGACCUCACCCAGUGAUUAAAUAAUAAAAAGGAAACAAAACAAUUUGACUAAAAAAAAAGACUAGAUUGACAAAUUUUGUGACAAACUCUUGUGCUAUAUUGAAUAUGUUUAUUAUGGGCCUGUGAAUUAUGUUUAAUUCAAAAAUAUUCACUGAACAUCAUCCAUCCAUGAUGAAGUGAAGUGUUCAUCCAUAGUUACGACUGGCAUCAAUUUUCACCAUCAUCGUUUCCUGGAAGGAUACAGAUAGAUCCACUUCAUCCUCAUCUAGCCACUCAACAUCGUCAUCUAGCCACUCAACAUCCUCAUCUAGCCACUCAACAUCCUCUGAAUGUGCAUUUUCUCUUCUGGCAAUAACUGCCAUGAGUUCUCUUUGCCUUCUAGCAGCGAUUCUCAAAGGACUGAUGCGUUUAUCUGAGUUGAUUCUGGAACAGUUUGGGUUGGCACAUUCUCUUAAGUCCGAGCUCUGUGUUGUCCUGCAUGUUUCUUCAAAAUUGUUUGUGAGGCAAAGUAUAAAUGACAUACUUUGCAAAUUUGAUCAAGUACGCUGGUCUGCACAGAUGGACACCAAUGUUCCCUCUAAGGUUUGUUGGUUCGUGUGCAAAAUCAUAAAGUUGUGUGCAAAAUUUUACAGCCUACAGACACAAACACACACUUAAGUGGAAAUUAGCUGCGCGGUACUCAAAACUGCUGCGUCUGUUAGAUUGCUGCGCGGCUGCGCGGCCGCGCAGCUUUAAGGAAACAUUGAUGGACACUAAAGAUCAUAUGGUUGUACUUGGAAAACUCCUGUUGAUCUCGGCAAGGCUAAACAUAAAUGGCUUCGCAACAGCAUACUAGCGCUCCUAGCGAAAGGAAUCGUGAACACAUUCAGGAGAUACGCAUUUCAUGCUAUUUUGACAUAAAACUAAUUCAAAUGUUUCACAAAAUUUUUGAAAAUUGAUUUUAAAGCUAUUAAAUUCUACUAAAAGAAUAAAUAAUAAAUUAGAAAUAAAAUGUUUUUAAAUAAUUGUGUGACGGCACACAUUGCCUGAUCCCCCCUCCCCCUGUCACACUUUCUUACACCCCCCCCCCUUUUUUUUUUGAAGCGUGACGUACUUCAUAGACGGCCCCAAAGGCCGGAAUAAAAAUUGUUUAAAGCUAUUAAAAUCUACUAAAAGAAUAAAUAAUAAAUUAAAAAUAAAAUGUUUUUAAAUAAUUGUGUGACGGCACACAUUGCCUGAUCCCCCCUCCCCCUUUCACACUUUCUAACACCCCCCCCCCUUUUUUUUUUGAAGCGUGACGUACUUCAUAGACGGCCCCAAAGGCCGGAAUAAAAAUUGUAAAGUUGUUGAAAAAUUGUGCUCACUGUGUGUGGGUGGAGGGGGUGGGUUCCGCUGUUGAUUUCACCCAUUUCUACUAUAAUGUCGAGGGCCGCGCUAGGCCCACGUCUUUGUUUGGACAUCCAUUCUUGCUACCAGACACUGCCCCAUGAACCAUAACUCUUACUGUCUGUUAUGGAGAAAAAAAAAGUUCGAUCUAACGCGUUUGCGAAGUAGUCACUCACCUCCUUGUAUUGUAAGAAAUAAAAAGGUGUGAAUUAAUUGUACUCUCCCAGUUCGUCCUUGUGCACAGAAUGGUCUUAUUCAAACACGCCACUUAUAGACAGGUACCCUUCAGGAAUACUCAGAGCUAGACGCGUUGCCGAAAAUGUCACACAUACGAAUGAAUCCCAUAAUGUACCAAACAGAUUGUUGGAGUCAAUGCGUGAGUCAGUCAAGUAGCCGGCCUCUUGGUGCUCUACACCUGAAGCCACUUGUCACAACAUUGGCCAAUUUGAUGGGGCUUUGGCGUGGUUGCAGGUGGAGACAUAACCAUUUUCUGGUAUCGAUUAAUUGAGGCACUUCCCUGGUCGAUACUCGAUACAUUUAUGAAAACCAAUGAGUUUGAAGACAAAGGAAUAGAAUUCGACGGGUUCUCGCUGAGGUUCGGGUGGGUGGUGGAGAGCCAAUGGGCGUUAAAGAACAUACAACCUUUCAGGAUAUUGGAUCAGUAUACCGUGUGACGCACAGCUGAUGGAUAACCUGGCAGCUCCUUGAAAUAUGUUUGAAUUGUAAUGUAUGGACAUUUUAAUUGAAUUCAUUGAGUGGGUGAACUUGUCUUGGUAGAUUUCUCAUUGAUAGCAAAGUUAUAACUAAGGGAUUUAGCAGACCAGUUGUCUUUGUUUAGCAGGAGACCUGUUGUCUUUGUUUAGCAGGAGACAUGUUGCCUUUGUUUAGCAGGAGACAUGUUGCCUUUGUUUAGCAGGAGACCUCUUGUCUUUGUUUAGCAGGAGACAUGUUGCCUUUGUUUAGCAGGAGACCUGUUGUCUUUGUUUAGCAGGAGACCUGUUGUCUUUGUUUAGCAGGAGACCUGUUGUCUUUGUUUAGCAGGAGACCUGUUGUCUUUGUUUAGCAGGAGACAUGUUGUCUUUGUUUAGCAGGAGACAUGUUGCCUUUGUUUAGCAGGAGACCUGUUGUCUUUGUUUAGCAGGAGACCUGUUGUCUUUGUUUAGCAGGAGACAUGUUGUCUUUGUUUAGCAGGAGACCUGUUUCUUUGUUUAGCAGGAGACAUUUCCCUUUGUUUAGCUGGAGACCCGUUGUCUUUGUUUAGCAGGAAACCAGUUGUCUUUUUUUAUCAGGAGACCAGUUGCCUUUGUUUAGCAGGAGAGCUGUUGUCUUUGUCUAGCAGGAGACCAGUUUUCUUUGUUUAGCAGGAGACCAGUUGUCUUUGUCCAGCAGGAGACCUGUUGUCUUUGUUUAGCGGGAUACCUGUUUCUUUGUUUAGCAGGAGAAUAGUUGUCUUUGUUUAGCAGGAAACCAGUUGCCUUAGUUUAUCAGAAUACCAGUUGUCUUUGUUUAGCAGGAGACCUGUUGUCUUUGUUUAUCAGGAAACGAUUUCCCUUUGUUUAGCAGGAGACCUGUUUCUUUGUUUAACAGGAGACCAGUUGUUUUUGUUUAUCAGGAGACUAGUUGUCUUUGUUUAUCAGGAAACCAGUUGUCUUUGUUUAGCAGGAGACCUGUUGUCUUUGUUUAUCAGGAGACCAGUUGCCUUAGUUUAUCAGAAUACCAGUUGUCUUUGUUUAGCAGGAGACCUGUUGUCUUUGUUUAGCAGGAGACGAUUUCCCUUUUUUUAGCAGGAGACCUGUUGUCUUUGUUUUGCUGGACACCAGUCGCCUUUGAGAUAUCGAGGUAGACUUGGGCCACUGCGGGUAGUCAUUGACAAAUUGAGCUAACAUUAACAUGUGAAUAUCAUCUUUAUUUGGUAUAUGCGGUUGCCAUUGACAUUUGAACAUAAUCUUUUCUGGGCAACUGGGUUGCCAUUGACAUUGGAACAUAAUCUUUUCUGGGCAACUGGGUUGCCAUUGACAUUUAAAUAUCAUAUGUGUAGGGUAUAUGGGUUGUCAUUUAAAUAUCAUGUUUAUUGUGUAACUGGGUCGUCAUUGACAUUUGAAUAUCAUAUUUUGGGGGAAAGUGUGUUGCCAUUCACAUUUAAUAUCGGCUUGAUCGAAUAUUUCAGACGAUAGCAACUUUAGGGGGGUUUUAUGUUCAUUAAAUUAUUAAUUAAAGUAGAAAAGUUUAUUUAGACUUAGCACCUCCCAAAUAUCAUAAAGUUGAAUUGAAUCGAAUUCUGUCAAAAAUUAUACCAUUGUAUUUCAACAUAAUUUAUACCAUUUAUUCUUACAUACAUUUUACCCAUUGCAUUGUAACUGUGACGCUCCAUUAUUUGUUUCGGCUCAUAUUUGACUUCCUCUUGGUUUUUUAAUGAUUUUUUGUGUCACCUGCGACAAAUCUCAUGGUAUUAUCUAUCGUAUGACUACAUUCCCACAGGUUGAUAUAUCCAGUGGCAACUGUAUUAAAUUCAUAUCCAAUAAGUUAGAACGGCCACGUCUCACAACCAAUGUGACGGCCACGUCUCACUACCAAUGUGACGGCCACGUCUCACUACCAAUGUGACGGCCACGUCUCACUACCAAUGUAACGUCCACGUCUCACAAGCACUGAGACCUUAAGCAUUUUUUGGUGGGCCACCGCUCCCAAUAAACUCAUUGAAAAUUUUCCUGGUCUCUCCUAUCAAAAGGGAUAUUUGAAAAAAAAAGGAAAGAUUGCUAUUAGACUUCUGAAGUAAAUAAAACAAACAUGUGUUUCAUACACUCACCCCUUCACCCAUAACCCCUCUUCCAUCCUGAUCUACACAGAUAGGCAUUUUUAAGACUUUGUAGUGAGAGAGAAAAACUUCCUUGUUUGAUACAAAGGGUUUCUAUGGAACAUUUCCGUGUGGUAGGUUGGUGUGUAGGGAACAUGUCCAUGUGUUAGGGAACAUGCCGUUGUUGUAGGUUGGGUUGUAAGGAAAAUGUGUGUGUGGUAUGUAGGAAAAAUUUCGGUGUGGUAGGGAAUAUGUCGCUGUGGUAUGUUGGUGUGUAAGGAAUAUUUCCGUUUUGCAGGAAACAUGCCGGUGUAGUAUGUUGGGUGGGGAACAUGCCAGUGUGGAAGGUUGAUGUGCAGAGAACAUGUUUAUGUGUUAGGCUGGUGUGUAUGGAACAUGUCUUGUUUGGUAGGAUGUGUGCAGAGAACAUGUCUUGUUUGGUAGGUUGGUGUGUGGGGAACAUGUCUAUGUGGUAGGUUGAUGUGUAGGGAACAUGUCUAUGUGGUAGGUUGGUGUGUAUGGAACAUGUUGGUUUGCUGGGAAACAUUGCUGUAAGGUUGUGUUGAUGUUAUACAUUGUAUAUAAUCCCCAAAUUCGUUGUAUUUUUUACCAUUUUUCUCUGGAUUUUCCCGUUAUCAGUCUUCAGGAAUGUUGUUGUACUAAGGUCCUUUGGUGGGGCUUCUAGCCGAGGACAUUAAAGACUUGGGGCCCCGGUCCAUGAAGAACCCUUAGGGGAAGCUAGUCAAACACGCACGUUAGUAGACAAUUGCCAUCAACACAGCAGUAAGCUAUCUCAGCACAACCAACACCAAAGGUAGCCAGCCAGCUGUCAAAAUGCAAAUUAGUGCCAUGAUUUAAAAGUUAAUUUCUGCACAAUCAUUUUUCAAUUAAAUGGAGUUCAACAGUUUGCAAGAAGAAGAGGAAAAUCGAUUCAGUGGGCACAACAUAGUUUUAUUGGCAACGUGUUCAUUUUUUUAAUGGGUGGGGUGGAGGGAAGGGAAGGUUGGGGUGUUACGUCAGAGAAUUAAAGCAAAGGAAAGGGUGCGGUCAAACCAUGGCUCGUGCAGCACUGGGGUACCUCUUUCACGUGGUAACUUGGGGUGCGAGAUCCGCGGCGUCUCCGUGGUGUGGGGCUCGUGCCUAUCCUGUCCGCGGCUGCCGCCUGCGGCGGCGCCAGUGGUAGGGGCUUGAGGAGGACACCGGACGGUCCCUCUAGAAUAAGCUGUGGGCCCUGGGCGUCGAGAUGACCGGCUGGUGUUUGUAAGAGAUCCAUGGUGAGUUGUCAGAGUGUGAUCACGUGGUGAGAUGAUGAGUUAAAUCCGUUUCUUUUUAUUCCUGUCUGGGUAUAACAAAAAAUACACAGAUGGCCAUAAACUAUUACCGUAUGUCUUGGUUUAUUUAUAGCUUAACUAAGAUAGUAACCUCAUCAAUAGUGUCUUUGUUUCAAGUUUUUGCAACCAACCAAAAUGCAGCAGUGGUGCCGCUCUGUAUUGGCUCUAGGGGUACUGUACUGUUUGUCAAUGGAAAGGGACAACGUUUUAUUUUGUUUUAAACUCUUCAACUAAAUAUAUUCUUAUGUGGCACCUGAAACUUUUCAACUAAAUGUAUUCUUAUGUGGCACCUGAAACUUUUCAACUAAAUGUAUUCUUAUGUGGCACCUGAAACUUCUCAACUAUAUAUUCUUAUGUGGCACCUGAAACUUCUCAACUAUAUAUUCUUAUGUGUCACCUGAAACUUUUCAACUAUAUAUUCUUAUGUGGCACCUGAAACUUUUCAACUAAAUAUAUUCUUAUGUGGCACCUGAAACUUUUCAACUAAAUGUAUUCUUAUGUGGCACCUGAAACUUCUCAACUAUAUAUUCUUAUGUGGCACCUGAAACUUCUCAACUAUAUAUUCUUAUGUGUCACCUGAAACUUUUCAACUAUAUAUUCUUAUGUGGCACCUGAAACUUUUCAACUAAAUAUAUUCUUAUGUGGCACCUGAAACUUCUCAACUAUAUAUUCUUAUGUGUCACCUGAAACUUCUCAACUAUAUAUUCUUAUGUGGCACCUGAAACUUUUCAACUAUAUAUUCUUAUGUGGCACCUGAAACUUUUCAACUAUAUAUUCUUAUGUGGCACCUGAAACUUUUCAACUAUAUAUUCUUAUGUGGCACCUGAAACUUUUCAACUAAAUAUAUUCUUAUGUGGCACCUGAAACUUCUCAACUAUAUAUUCUUAUGUGGCACCUGAAACUUUUCAACUAAAUAUAUUCUUAUGUGGCACCUGAAACUUUUCAACUAAAUAUAUUCUUAUGUGGCACCUGAAACUUUUCAACUAUAUAUUCUUAUGUGGCACCUGAAACUUUUCAACUAUAUAUUCUUAUGUGGCACCUGAAACUUUUCAACUAUAUGUUCCUGCAUGUCACCUGAAACUUUUCAACUAUAUGUUCCUGCAUGUCACCUGAAACUUUUCAACUAUAUACUCCUAUGUGUCACCUGAAACUUUUGAACUAAAUAUUACUGCGUGUCACCUGAAACUUUUCAACUAAAUAUUCCUAUGUGUCACCUGAAACUUUUCAACUAAAUAUUCCUGCGUGUCACCUGAAACUUUUCAACUAUAUAUUCAUAUGUGUCACCUGAAACUUUUCAACUAUAUAUUCCUAUUUGUCACCUGAAACUUUUCAACUAAAUAUUCCUGCAUGUCACCUGAAACUUUUCAACUAUAUACUCCUAUGUGUCACCUGAAACUUUUGAACUAAAUAUUACUGCGUGUCACCUGUAAAAACCAUUCGGCAAUAUACACAUCUAAACAAAGUCGUCUGAUGAAAAUCGGUUUGAAACUCACAUGGUUUUAGCCGUUUAGUAUCAUUUCAGUCAAAUUAAGUUGUACUCUUGAAGCUCAAAUCUUUCUAGUCUUUUAAUGUUGAGUGUGGGCUGUUUGCUUUCAAAUAUUUUGGGGCAUUAGAAACUUAAAGGUUCGCAAACUUUACUUGUUGUGGUCAGUUAUUUUUGUUUUUAAAUACUACUUCUUGGUACCCACCAACAUUUUUAUAAUUUAUACUGGAUUAUAUAGGUAACACCAGACAGUCUUCGCAUAAUUACCAUUUACCCUUACAAAAAUUGUAGAACAAUUAAUAUAAACUUGGUAAAUGUUACGUUAUGAGAAAAAUAUGUUAACUUUAUGUAUAUAAUCUUGACAAGUCUGUGUUGACAACCCCCGCGUCAUACAUGUCAUGACAAAGGGGGGGAAAAAAAGGGGGGGGGGUAUCGUAUUAGAAAUGUUUCCGACCUUUUUUACUACAACUGGGUGUGCCAAGGAAAAAAAUAUUUAAUAUAUAAUUAUUUUUUUUAAUGCAUCAGUGGUCUCCUGUUCAAGAUGAAAGGUGUCCCAACCCGUCAUUUGGGAAACGCUGUAAUAGUUACUACUUUGGUCAUGAGAACGCUUCUACUUUGACUUGAGGGAGAAGCCAAGAAAAGGCAGACCUCUCAGAGCGCUAAUACGGUGAAACCUGGAAAUAACGAAGCUUGGCAUAUGCGCUACAUCACCCAGGCACGGAACUAUUUUUUUUAAAACACUGAACCUGCAGAUAGUACCACCCGUGUGCUGUCCCAAGGGUUUUGCGUUAUUUCCAGGUUUCGCUUCAUAAAUAAAGAGCUGGCAUGACACAAAGUGAACAGAAAUCUCUACCUACAACUUAACUUAAGUCUAUUUAAAAUCACGAGAGUGGCCAGGUGAUGUUGCUGCUUAACUAAUGGACAAGGGGCGCUGGGGGGGGGGGCGAUUGAUCGACGCCAUUUUGAUUUAUGAGCUCAAUUCGAUUUAAGGCUUGAAUACUUGAAUGGUUAGGCAGAUAUUGAAUGAACAACUGCACAGCUCAACAUUACAGAAAUCUCUACCUACAACUUAACUUAAGUCUAUUUAAAAUCACGAGAGUGGCCAGGUGAUGUUGCUGCUUAACUAAUGGACAAGGGGCGCUGGGGGGGGGGGGCGAUUGAUCGACGCCAUUUUGAUUUAUGAGCUCAAUUCGAUUUAAGGCUUGAAUACUUGAAUGGUUAGGCAGAUAUUGAAUGAACAACUGCACAGCUCAACAUGUCAACACACGCAUUUCAUUAAGAAAUAACAGCUGGUAUCCUCUCAAAUUGAAUCCACGCAUGUAACCACUACAAUUAUAACACUAAUCUAAUCAGCGCUUGACUGUUUCUCAACACAAAAUCAUCUUGCUGUUGUUAGAAGUUAUCCAGACAGCUAACAUGGAGACGAAAUCUAACAACACACCUACAACACACAUAGAACGUGUCUACACAGCGCAACCGCCAUCUCGUCAAGUGGUCUCGGCUUCUUUUAAUCAUAUACCACUCAUCCCUCUAAACUUGGUGCGGGUUGGGGGGCGGGGGGGGGAGAUACGCCCCCAUCCCAUACUCUCCUUAAAUAUAAAUAAAACGUAGAUGCACGUUACAAGUGUACACACACCCUACACACGUCUGUGACCUGUGUUCCCACACGGGAGACACGCAUCUACCCCUGGCAUCUUCCAUGCAAUUUGUUAGCAAAUACUCACUACCUCAGCAACUCUCGCCUCUUUGUUGCCGCGAUAAACACAACAAACUGUUGGAUACGUUAAACGAUGCCGUCAAACGCAUUUAACAUCUUUACAUUGUUGCUAGUGACACAAAAACAGUGGUGGCACGCAACCAGAGAUGAUUACGUCAAUUCUUUGUUUAUAACAUUACUAAUGUAAAAAAAUAAAAAUGACAUUAAAAAAACACUAAUGAUUUCACCCGGCAUGAUGAACGUCGUUUGAAAGGUUUUCGUUUCAAAGGUUGUCGUUUGAUAGGUUGUCUUUGAAAGGUUGUCUUUUGAAAGGUUGUCUUUUGAAAGGUUGUCUUUUGAAAGGUUGUCUUUUGAAAGGUUGUCUUUUGAAAGGUUGUCUUUUGAAAGGUUGUCUUUUGAAAGGUUGUUGGAAAGGUUGUCGUUUGCGACAUUCCUGAGACCAAAAUGUCCAAACGUCUCCUCGACUCUGCUUAACUUAGAUCAGUGGUCGGCAAACUCAUUAGUCAUAAGUCAAAAGAGCCAAAAAUCAGCAGCAGGGUAAUGAAAUUUUUUUUUUAGAGAAAAUUUUCUUUUCGAGACCCUGUCAAGAACCAUGUUUUUCACUGUCAAAACCGAUUUGUGGCCGGCUGGCCGAUCCGCACUCAGGUCGCUAAAGAGCCUCAUGCGGCUCACGAGCGAGUCGCGAUUUUCUGUCCACUGACCUAGAGAGUUGAUUUCCCACUAACUUGGUGUACGACUGAGUCAUUGAUCCUGCUCAUGCUAGACAUUUUAACCGCACAAACUUUGGCAUAUUCUCGAUAUCCCCAAUCCGAAAGAUAUGAAGUUUACAUUUAAUUUUUAGAAAAAAUAAGUCAUGCAGCUUCGAGGGAAGCACGAUCUACAAUUUGAACUUUUCCCUGGCCGAAACCUUAAAAGUUUCCAUUAUUCAAAAUAAGAUCAUGUAUUGUUAUAGCAACACGAAUAGGAGAAUAACAAACAAUUACACUUGAAAAGCCAUGGGUGAAUCUAGAUCAGAGUUUAAAAACCUUGAGUCUUGUGACUGUGCUUGGUAGUAAAGUGAAUGAGUCUUCAAAUUGUUUUUUGUUUAUUUUCAAUUUGGACUACAAAUAGCAGUGAUAACUCAGAUCAGGGUUUCUUUCAGCUAUAUCUCGGGGGGAGGGGGGGGGCCUGGGGAAAGCCAAGCCCCCCCCCCCCCGGGGCAAAAAUAUGUCCAACAAUAAAUCAACUGGAACUGCUGGUACUGCCCCCCCCCCCCGAAAAUCUGAAGUGCCCCGGGGGGGGGGGGGUUUUGGGGGGGGGGGGGGGGCCUGGGGAAAACCAACCCCCCCCCCCCCCGGAGCAAAAAUAUGUCCAACAAUAAAUCAACUGGAACUGCUGGUACUGCCCCCCUCCCCCGAAAAUCUGAAGUGCCCCGGGGGGGGGGGGAUUUCUGAAAGAAACACUGACUCAGAUUUCCGUCAUUAACUCACAAAAGCUCAAGUUUAAUUACAAAUAAGAACGUUUUGUCUCAGAAAGAGAAAAUAUUUGGCCCAAGAUACGUAGGCUAGAAAAUAGAAAAACAAAAGAAGCGUGUUAUUUUCUUCUUAUUUUUUUAUUCUUCAAAACGUCCACAUAUCUUGUUCCCAAGGUUUCUUUCUCGCGGCUAGAACGCAGUCCCUACUAUAUUGCCCCGACACCUCCUCCCCCUCUCUCUCUCUUCCCUCCCCUCCCACAACCUUAUUUGUAUUUUGUUAGUGCUAUGUUCUUGUUACAUUUUGAAAACAAUGUUGGGGCGAUAGAUUCACGGUAGGGAUUUAGGGUUUUGAUAUUAAGGUAUCAAUAAGACCGCAUGGAGAAUAGUUUUUUUGUUUUUUUUUAAAACUCAUUUUGUCCCCUUUCAUUUUUAACAUAUUACAAAUGAUACGAACCUUCCAAAAUAAAAGAGGACUACACAGGGCGUAUCAGCCUGGUCUAGCGUGUCUUCUUAGUGUGUCUUUUUAAACUUGAACUGUCGUCUUCGGGGGGUUUCCUUAUCGUGUCCUCUUAGUGUGUCUUUAAGCGUGUCCUCUUGGCGUGUCUUUAAGCGUGUCAUAUUGGCGUGUCUUUAAGCGUGUCCUCUUGGCGUAUCUUUAAGCGUGUCAUAUUGGCGUGUCUAUAAGCGUGUCCUCUUGUCGUGUCCUCUUGUCGUGUCCUCUUGUCAUGUCCUCUUGUCGUGUCCUCUUUGCGUUUCUACUAUGCCCCCUUGUCUUGUCUCCUUAACGUGUCCUAAAAAAUGUCAGGCCCAUUAACUUUUUGUGUCUCCAAAAAACUCUCUCUCUCUCUCUAUUUUUCUCCUGCAGCCAAUUGAAUGUCCCAAUCAUUGCGAGAAUUAAGAAACCCCAAACGUCCAAACAUUGGACGAUUUCUUGGGGUUUAAACGCCAAAUGUUUACAGUGAGGAAUCUGUGCAGAUUUGGCAACUUUACCCGACCUUGAACCUCGAGCCGGCACGUGCACGUAAUGUGUUAUUGGAAAAUAAACACACACUGUGAAAUGAAACUCGAUAAAAAUCAGUGUAGGGAAACUAGGCAAUCAGUGUAGGGAAACUAGGCAAUCAGUGUAGGGAAACUAGGCAAUCAGUGUAAUGUCAUUAAUGAAAAACUAGACAAAAAUCAGUGUAAUCAAAACUUGACAAUCAGUUUUAAUGAAAUUAGACAAUCAGUGAAAUGAAACAGCCAUAUCAGUGAAAUGACACUAGACAUUAAUUCUUUACUUCGCCAUUAAAACAAAACACCAAGCUCUGGCAUGAUGAAAAGAACAACAAUGUUCGUACUUUUUAAUAAUAGCACCAUUGGCACAUUGGUGCGAAAUAUCCUAUUGAAACAGCGAUUACGAAACAUAAUAUGGAUACUCCAUAAACCAUGUUUUCUUGUGUUUGAUUUUUUAUUUCUGUACUUUAUUUUGUGUGCGUAUGUGUGGUAUUCUUUUUUUUUAUUUAUGCGUUUAUUGAUGAAAGCAACGUUGGAAUAAGCUAUUUUUACAAGUUCUCUACCUGGGCACGCUCAUUGGGUAAUUGGGGUUAUCUUGACUUUCGUCUUGUCUUAGCAUGGGUGCCUAGGAAUUCAGGUGUCUGAGAAGUACGAGUGUGAGAGUGCGAGUGUCUGAAAGUACGGUUGUCUGAUGGCACGGGUAUCUGUCAGUACGGUUGUCUGAUGGCACGGGUAUCUGUCAGUACGAGUUGUUGUUGUUUUUGUUUGUUUUUGGUGGGGUUUUUUUUUGGGGGGGGGGAGAAAGGUCACGGGUAUCUGUCAGUACGGUUGUCUGAUGGCACGGGUAUCUGUCAGUACGAGUUGUUGUUGUUUUUGUUUGUUUUUGGUGGGGUUUUUUUUUGGGGGGGGGAGAAAGGGGGGGGGCGCUAAAAGUGCGGGUGUCUGAGAUUUCGGGGGUCUGGGAUUAAAGGGGUCUCAAAGCACGAGUGUCUUGAGAUUUAUGACCAGACGAAAUCCGUCCGUCUGUUUGUGUACUGCAGGUUCGGGUAAGGAGCAUAAGAAAAUGACUGUCAUCUAUAAGCCUAAAAAGAAUUGUCGAGUGGAUCUUGCCCACCCCGCUCUCACUGCGCACCGUGAUGCGCUCUCAUUCGAUGCUCCCCCCGUUGCGCGCUUGAACACGUACGCACCAAAUACACAAAAGAACACAUUUUAAUACUAGCAUGGCGUCGGUACACGUACAUACCCUACUAACAUGGCACCAUUAACCUAACGAAAACAGCAUCGGUACCCGUCACUACCUACUCUUCAUACAGUCAAAAACACUAAGCAUUGGUAGAUUAUGGAGCGCCAUUUGGAAUUAUCAUAAAUUAUGCGCCUCUUCCCAUAUUUCACCGGCUCGUUUCUGUAGAUUUAUUCCAGUGUGGCGAUUCUUUAACUUCACGUCUUUGCUUUGCUUGAUUUAUAAUAACACAAAUUUGGAAGAGUAUUAUUUAUUUUGUUUAACGGAGGAGUUUUUGUUUAUACAUUUUUAUUAUAGGUUCUUGCUCUCUUUUUCAAGUCCAGAUCUAGCUACAGCUGUAUUGACAAGACAGGUGUUCACAUGGCGAACGACAUUCAAUUAAGUCAUGAUGAAGUGCUGCAACGAGGAAAAUCAAUCUCUUUGAUGACGUCAGGUCGCCCACGAAAAAAAAAUUGUCCAAUUCAGCCCACCCCCUACCCCACCCUUUUUCUGUCCUCCUCACAUUGACACGUACACUUGUCCAGCCCAUGUUCGAGAUUGAUUGAUCAGCAUAUACCCACUAGCUGUGGGGCAUUUCCAGGCACUGCUGGACGGUGGUCAACUUGAUGAAGUGUCAUUGAGACUGGGGUGAAGUGUUAUUGAGAAUGUUCGUUUUCCAAAUGUGUGGCCUGUUGUCAGUGAACUGAUAGCAGUGGCCUGGUGUCAGUGGCCUGGUGUCAGUCGGUGGUCUGUUGUCAGUGGCCUGGUGUCAGUGGACUGAUGUCAGUGGACUGGUGUCAGUGGGGUAGUGUCAGUUGACUGGUAUCAGUGGCCUGGUGUCAGUGGCCUAAUGUCAGUGGCCUGGUGUCAGUGGCCUAAUGUCAGUGGCCUGGUGUCUGUGGCCUGGUCAGUGGUCUGUUGUCAGUGGCCUGUUGUCAGUGGCCUGGUGUCAGUUGACUGGUAUCAGUGGACUGGUGUCAGUGGCCUAGUGUCAGUGGUUUGGCUCAUGAAAUUAAUUCAAUGUUUUGCAUUCAAUGGACUGGUUCAUGAGAUUAUUUUCAAUGUUGGGCAGACAAUGGCCUGGUACAUGAAAUGAUUUCAAUGUCUGGCAGUCAAUGGACUGAUUGAUGGGAAGAAGUCAAUGUUUCGCAGUCAAGAAAAACCUAUUUUCGUGUAUAGAUUUCUCAGCCACCUAUGUAUAAUCACAUGUUAUUCUCUCCAUUAAAUUACAUAUCUGAUAUUAGAAUCAUGUCAAACAUACGGGCCGGAUGUGGACCUUUGCAAUCAAACCAGCGGCCCACAGAAAGGAUACUGUAAUUUGGUCAUAAAAAGGACAGACUUGUAGUGUUUAUCAUUUAAACCGGAUAACCGUGCGUUGUUCACAUGCUUUUCUUUAAUUUUUUCUGAAUGUUUUUAAAACUUGGAAAUAGUAUAUUACCUUUUAAACGAUUUCAAAAGCACACAAAACACUUUUAGAAAGUGUUUAUUUUAAUACAAGGUGUGUGACGACAUGUGGGCCGCGAACAGUUUACUCGCUGUUAAAGUGGCCCGCCGAAGCCUUGUGGGUUGGCCCGCCACCCCUGUGACAAUAAGAGUGUCAGAAAGUGAGGGGCCUGGUGGUAGGAGUGACUGACUGUGGGAGUUUUUGGUAGCGGGAGUGUCUGAUAGUGGGAGUGUCUCAUAGUGGAAGUGGCUGAUCGAUUGAGUGAACUGAUAGUUGGAUUAUCUGAGUGGGAGGGUCUGAUAGUCGGAGUGCCUGGUAGUGGGAGUGCCUGGUAGUGGGAGUGUCUGAUAGUGGGAGUGCCUGGUAGUGGGAGUGUCUGAUAGUGGGAGUGAACUGAUAGUUGGAUUAUCUGAGUGGGAGGGUCUGAUAGUCGGAGUGCCUGGUAGUGGGAGUGUCUGAUAGUGGGAGUGCCUGGUAGUGGGAGUGUCUGAUAGUGGGAGUGAACUGAUAGUUUGAUUAUCUGAUAGUGGGAGGUUCUGGUAGUGGGAGUGUCUGAUAGUGGGAGUGUCUGAUAGUGGGAGUGAACUGAUAGUUUGAUUAUCUGAUAGUGGGAGUGUCUGAUAGUGGGAGUGAACUGAUAAUUUGAUUAUCUGAUAGUGGGAGUUUCUGGUAGUCGGAGUGCCUGGUAGUUGGAUUAUCUGAUAGUGGAAGUAGCUAAUAGUAAGAGUUUCUGAACGUACAAGUUUCUGAUAGUGAGAGGUGUCUGAUAGUGGGAGGUGUUUGGUAGUGGGAGGUGUCUGGUAGUGGGAGGUGUCUGGUAGUGGGAGGUGUCUGAUAGUGGGAGUUUCUACCCAAUAAAUGAUAACGAGCCCUCCCAAGCCCCUUAUCUUUUCCCAGCCAGCCAGUCGUUCUUUUUUUAUGGCUCACCAAUGAUUCAAUUAAAAAGGUGUAAAAUUGCAAAAGUAUACCAUGUAUUAAAUGACAUAAUUCUCUGUGUAACAAUGUCACUAACGAUGAUUUCAGUUACUAACUUGGCUAAAUCUCAUUCUUAAAAACACGACACCUGCGCUUGCUGCGCACUAUUUUCUUUUGUUUGACGGACAUAGUUGGUGUCAUCAAUCUGCGUGCGGUCUAAAAGACAGUUGGACAUUCGAUUAUUAAUACAGCACCGAAAAGGAUGGGGGGGGGGGGGAAGGGGGGGUGGCACUAAUUGGCAUCUCAUCAAGUGCUUUAGUGGAAGGCAUGUUUUGUCAAGUAACUUUGGUAGAUGGGAAGUUUAAAAGACAGUUGGACAUUCGAUUAUUAAUACAGCACCGAAAAGGAUGGGGGGGGGGGGUAAGGGGGUGUGGCACUAAUUGGCAUCUCAUCAAGUGCUUUAGUUGAAGGCAUGUUUUGUCAAGUAACUUUGGUAGAUGGGAAGUUCACGCAUGGCGACCACCAUUGUUUGGUUACCAUUUCCUAACUUGACCACUGAAAGAUUGAUAUCUGCCAUGGUAGAUAUCUUGUGGUUGCCAGCAAAACUAAGUACUUAACAACAACUGUUUUAAAACCCCCGAAAAUAUGUUUUCUUUCAGAGCCAGCCAAGAAGUUGCGGUUGAUGUUGAGUUUUGCUGUUGGAAGUUUAUUGGGAGAUGUUUUCUUACACUUGCUGCCAGAAGUUUGGGCUCAUAUAGAUUCACGUAAGGAUGGAUGUAUUAUAAGAAUAAAUUAAUGUUCAUUAGCGCACAAUAUACACAUUUCCUAUAAGGGAACAUAACAGCAUUUUUUAAAAAAAAUAAUAAGAUUAAAUUCCUAAUCUAAUUGGGAUUCUUAAAAACACUGAUAUUCAAUUUUUUAUUGUACGAAAAUCCGAAAAUCAAAUCAAGUGUUAUUUUAUUAAAAAUAAUUAAAGAAUUAUUUUAAGUAUUUUAUCUGAAUGUGAGAGUUAAGAACUUGUAUAAAAGGCAUCCACAUUCCUUUUUUUAUUCAACAAUCACUGAUCAUCUAUGUAUUGCUAUUUAUUAAUUUAUAAGCAAAUUUAUCAGGACACCCCAAAAUGGUUUGUAAUUAUUUUUUUUAAAAAGAUUGCUUUGUCAAGAUUGCGAAACAUAAUUUGAAAUUUAUGUUAAUGAUAAUAGCUCAAAGAAAGACAAACAAUAUUCAAUUCAUAUUUUCGGUUGUCAUUAAUGAACCAUAAUGAACAAUAAUCUUAUAAGAACUUAAUUGCUAACUUGAUUUAGGCUGUGGCCAUUCGGACCCGGGAUUCAGACCCGGAAAAGAGUGAGAGGUUGGGUUUAUUAACAAAAAUAUUUAAAAUAUUAUUGUUGGGUUUGUGAGACAAAAUUUGGUAUCAAAUGAAAGAAAACUGAAUGGACGAUAUGUUUGUAAACCUGCUUCUUCAGUUUAACUCAAAUAAACCACCUCCAAUGAAAUCCGAAUGGCAUUUAGUCUAAAGGGAGCCGGGUCCGAAUAGCGGCAAUCUUCUUUGUACAAAGGUUGGGGUAGGGCUAGAUUAAAUAGAAGAUAAACAUGUCUCGAAAUAAAUCAUUUUAGAAACGUUAACGUCUUUACAUAAAUAGUUCUUAAAAAAUCAGGAAAGUCUGAUGGACUAGUUCCUAAAUAUACAUCUCAAUGUCUGGGCAAAUUGCUGUUGUUUUUGUUUUGUUUUGAGGCUACAUGAAAACCUGAUUCAGUUACAUACACCCAAAAUGGAUUUUAGAUGUCGAGACUUUGCAACAGCGUGUGGAAAGGGGCAUAAAAUGCCUUCCUCAAUCACCCCGCUAGUAGCUGGCCAUAUCUUCCAGUGUAAAAUAUUUAAAAAUCUAGAACAAAAAUAGUCUGUUAUCAUGGCCGGUUGAGUGAACUAUAUUUCUAAGUUAUUUGAAUAAGUGUCUUAGCUUUUUCUUUUUAGUUAAAUAUAUAAUUUGGGUUUUUGGUAGGCCCUAAUUGGUAAAAAAAAAGUAAAGUAACUCAGUGCCUUGUGUACAUGUUCGUAUAGUGUGGGGUUAACAUUGACAUUCUUAUCUCCAGAUGAUCAUGCCAGCCAUAGGAGAGUAGGUCUCUGGGUCAUAUCUGGCCUGCUUGCCUUCAUGAUCAUUGAGAAGCUCAUGGGGGAUGAGAAUGAAUUUGAACACGUAGGUGAAGCCACCACCUUGAACUUUACCCUGUGUUACAUAACCCAAACCCUGUGCUGUACCAACGCUACCCUGUGCUGUAUCACCCCUACUCUGCGUUAGUUACCCCACCCUGUGUUACAUCACCCUUACCCUGUGUCAAAUCACCUCUACCCUGUGCUCUGUCAUCCAUACCCUAGAUGAUCACUAUCCUGGUGCUUUAUCACCCCUAGCCUGUCCUACAUCACCCCUACUCUGUUUUUAUAACCCUACCCAGUGCUGUAUAACCCAUACCAUGUGUUCUAUCCUCCUUAACGUGUGCUCUAUCAACCCUACACUGUAUUACAUCACCCCCAACCCUGUGCUGUAUCACCCCAACCUUGUGCUGUAUCACCCCAACUCUGUGCUGUAUCACCCCAACUCUGUGCUGUAUCACCCCAACCCUUUGCUUUAUCACCCCUACCUUGUGCUGUAUCACCCCAACCCUGUGCUGUAUCACACCAACCCUGUGCUGUAUCACCCCAACCCUGUGUUUUAUCACCCCUACCUUGUGCUGUAUCACCCCAACUCUGUGCUCUAUCAACCCUACACUGUAUUACAUCACCCCAACCCUGUGCUGUAUCACCCCAACCUUGUGCUGUAUCACCCCAACUCUGUGCUGUAUCACCCCUACCCUGUGCUGUAUCACCCCAACCCUGUGCUGUAUCACCCCAACUCUGUGCUGUAUCACCCCAACUCUGGGCUGUAUCACCCCGACCCUGUGCUCUAUCACUCCAACCUUGUGCUGUAUCACCCCAACUCUGUGCUGUAUCACCCCUACCUUGUGCUGUAUCACCCCAACCCUGUGCUGUAUCACCCCAACUAUGUGCUGUAUCACCCCAACUCUGUGCUGUAUCACCCCAACCCUGUGCUUUAUCACCCCUACCUUGUGCUGUAUCACCCCAACCCUGUGCUGUAUCACCCCAACUCUGUGCUGUAUCACCCCAACUCUGUGCUGUAUCACCCCUACCCUGUGCUGUAUCACCCCAACUCUGUGCUGUAUCACCCCUACCCAGGGCUUGAAUCCCCUUUCCAUGUGCUCUGUCACCACCCUAUUGUACCCAGUAAUACUUUUACAAUUUCAUCUUUCUGUGUAUCCAACAUUUAAUCACUGUAUUGACCACAAUACUAUUUAUUAUGUGACAAAAUAGAUUAGUUUAAUGAUCAUUAGUUAUACUAUUAUAUGAUUGAUUGUGUUGCCACUGAAAAGUUUAAACUAACAUAAUUUCGCAUCUUUCCUAUUUCAGCUUGAAGACACUUGUGAUGAAGCUAUCGAUCAAACAAAGAACAACAAGAUACAAAAAAUAAAGAACAAGACACAAAUAAUAAAUAACAAAGUUCAGUCCAAACCAAAGUCUCCCACCUCAUUAGACCAAUCCAAGCAGAGAAGAGGCAAAAAAGAAAAUAUCCACAAAAUUUCUUCCAAAACUGACAAAUUAAAGAAACAUCAAAACGGUGUGACAGCAUUUCUGUCCAACAACAAUAACAAUAACAACAAUAACAAUAGUAAAAUAUUCUCCAAAGAGAUUGGAGAUAACAGCUCAAAAAUUAAGGUAGGACAUUUAAGAAGAAUACGGCACCUAAAUGGGCAGUUUCCUCAUUUCAAAAGUAUAGAGAAUGAAAGUUUAAUUCAUUUGAUAAUUUCAUUGUAAAAUGAUUUCUUCUUAGGUCAGUGGUUACUUGAAUUUGAUGGCCAACAUUAUAGACAAUUUUACCCAUGGCCUGGCAGUGGCUGGGAGUUUCUGUAUCAGUACAAAGGUGAGUGCUUCAGUGGUGUGUCAUACAAUGGAUUUUAUACAGGCACUUGUUGUUGGAAGUAAACAUUGUCAAAUUUCAGUUACAACUUAUUACCUGAUAAAUUCAUUUUAAGAUUUCAAUUUUUAAUUGUUAUGAAGUAAUCUUUGUUUGCUACACUCAUUUAUUUUUUUCUUAAAUGAAAUGUAGCAAUUGCUACCAUAUGCAAUGUUUUAGAGGCUAACUCUGAGGAAUGUUCAUGAUGGUAUGCAUCCUUUCCCCUCCAUAUAUGUUAAUGAAAUGAUUUAACUGUAAGGUCAUAAUUAAGUCGUUUAAGUGAGCCUGACAUUGUUUCCCCACCCAGGUUGGUUUGAUUACUACACUGGCCAUCUUACUGCAUGAAAUCCCACAUGAAGUCGGGGACUUUGCUAUACUUCUCAGGUCUGGUUUCAACCGGUGGAGAGCUGCUAAAGCACAGGUAGUUUUCAUGUUGUGGGGUUUUGGUGUCUCUUUUCACCUCAUUAGGUGGGCUGACACCUCUAUGUCAUUUAAGGUUAUGUCUUAAAUUACACCUUGUCUUGUUGAUAGUUACGGGGCUGGAAGACUUUCACAAAGAAAAUAAGGUUUUAAACGCUUGAGAUAUGUACGACAGAAAAUGAAAUAGUUAAUAAGAUGCCAGACAGACUUUAACAGAACAAAGAGAAAAUUACAAUAGGACAAAAAGACAGAAUUUUUUGUUUGUUUAACCACUGGAGUAAAUGUUGCUGGGCAAAAUUAUUCAAAUGUGAUAAGGGUUGGUGGCAACUGAUGUGGAACCAAUUGAGGAACUUAACAGUAUUUUAUGUAUGCCCUUAUGAUGUGACAGCUGAUUUGGAAGAACUGAUGUUGAAGUAUUUUUGUGUUUACAUCGCUCCAAAGUACAUCAAUAUUUCCUGCUUAAAAUAAUCUCCUCUUACACUGAAGAAAUUAUUUAUGGCAAUAAAUACACAACAAUAGACUUUAAAUUCUUUGCAAUAUUCAGUUGAAAUGAACCACUCAUAGAAACAAUACACAUUGUUCAAAUAACUUUAGAGAAUUAUUUUGAAUAAAAUUAAAUGUGUUCUUUUCAUAAGCAUUCUUUUGACUUUUUCAAACUUGUUAAAUUUUCAGUUUUUUACUGCAAGCGGGGGUGUUGUUGGAGCUAUCACCGCUCUGAGUGCAGAAUCAGCACAAGUUGCUGGUGAGUCAUCUGUCUCUAAAACAAGCAGCUGCUCAACUCAUAUUUAUGAGAUUUGAAGUUUUAUCAGAAGUUUAACUUUCAUCACAAAAAAAAGUAUUCCAGAAUGAUUUGCAGUUCACCACUGUCUUUAAAUACUUUUUAUCCUGCUAAUGUAAUCAAUCCUAAUCCUAUCAAAUGUAAACCAGCCAUCAGGGAGUGCAGUCAUGAACAGACUUAGAUAACAAAAUAUGUAUUAUCUAUGUAUCACUAAUUAGGUGAGAGAUCAGCCUGGAUUCUGCCUUUCACUUCUGGGGGAUUUCUGUACAUUGCAUUAGUCACUGUGGUGCCAGAUUUAUUACAAGAGAAACAUGGCUGGUAGGUCAUUUGAUUUUUUCAAGCUGAAGAAGUUUUUAAAUAUUUGAGAUUUUUUUGUAUUUAUUCCUAAAACAUAAUUAAAAAUUGUGCUAUUGAAAAAGCUUUACAUAAAAAUUGCAUGUAGUGAUGUAGAAAUAUACAAAUUAUAAUGACGCUUUGCUAAAGAAAACCAAAAAAAAUCAGUGGCUUAUGUGGCUAAAAAAUCAUUUAAUCACAAUUAUGUGUUAUGCUGGGGUGGUUAUGGCUUGCUUUAUAUGUAAUUCUUAGAAAUGUAUAAGUAAUUACUUCACUUUAUGACUCCUGAAAAAGACUUCUAGCGGAAAUGUUAUUUCUUUAAAAAAUUGCUCCACCAGCGUUGGUGAUCCUAUGAAUAGGUGAAACUGAACUGAAAUCCAGUCCUCCCUUGUUUGACUGAUGCGUUGUGAUCCUAUGAAUAGGUGAAACUUAACUGCAAUCCAGUCCCUUGUUUGACUGAUGUGUUGUGAUCUUAUGAAUAGGUGAAACUUAACUGCAAUCCAGUCCCUUGUUUAAAUGAUGUGUUGUGAUCUUAUGAAUAGGUGAAACUUAACUGCAAUCCAGUCCCUUGUUUGACUGAUGCGUUGUGAUCUUAUGAAUAGGUGAAACUUAACUGUAAUCCAGUCCUCCCUUAUUUGACUGAUGUGUUGUGAUCCUAUGAAUGGGUGAAACUUAACUCCAAUCCAGUCCUCCCUUGUUUGACUGAUGUGUUGUGAUCCUAUGAAUAGGUAAAACUUAACUGUAAUCCAGUCCUCCCUUGUUUGACUGAUGUGUUGUGAUCCUAUGAAUAGGUGAAACUUAACUACAAUCCAGUCCUCCCUUGUUUACCUGAUGUGUUGUGAUCCUAUGAAUGGGUGAAACUUAACUGCAGUCCAGUCCCUUGUUUGACUGAUGUGUUGUGAUCCUAUGAAUAAGUGAAACUUAAAUGCAAUCUGGUCCUCCCUUGUUUGACUGAUGUGUUUAGAUCCUAUGAAUAGGUGAAACUUAACUGCAAUCCAGUCCUCCCUUGUUUCCCUGAUGUGUUGUAAUCCUAUGAAUGGGUGAAACUUAACUCCAAUCCAGUCCUCCCUUGUUUGACUGAUGUGUUGUGAUCUUAUGAAUAGGUGAAACUUAACUGCAAUCCAGUCCUCCCUUGUUUGACUGAUGUGUUGUGAUCCUCUGAAUAGGUGAAACUUAACUGCAAUCCAGUCGUCCAAUGUUUGACUGAUGUGUUGUGAUCCUAUGAAUAAGUGAAACUUAACUGCAAUCCAGUCCUCCCUUGUUUGCCUGAUGUGUUGUGAUCCUAUGAAUGGGUGAAACUUAACUGCAGUCCAGUCCCUUGUUUGACUGACGUGGUGUGAUCCUAUGAAUAAGUGAAACUUAACUGCAAUCCAGUCCUCCCUUGUUUGCCUGAUGUGUUGUGAUCCUCUGAAUGGGUGAAACUUAACUGCAAUCCAGUCCCUUGUUUGACUGAUGCGUUGUGAUCUUAUGAAUAUGUGAAACUUAACUGCAAUCCUGUCCUCCCAUGUUUGACUGAUGUGUUGUGAUCCUAUGAAUGGGUGAAACUUAACUGCAGUCCAGUCCCUUGUGUUACUGAUGUGUUGUGAUGCAGUCCCUUGUGUUACUGAUGUGUUGUGAUGCAGUCCCUUUUUGGACUGAUGGUAACUUCUUUUUUUUUUAUUUUUUUUUUUUUGCUUACAAUCUCAACAUAUUUUUAGGAACUUCAAUAAUGUUAACUAAUAUUUAUGUUUUUCAGGGAAUCUCUAAAGCAAGUGUGUUGUAUAUGCUUAGGAAUGCUCUCUAUGAUUUUGGUAACCCUUUUAUUCGACUGAAGACUUUCUGCUUUGGUCUACACUCUCGUGCUUUCAUGACAAACUUCACUGUGUUAAACUUGAAGCAGUGCUGCCUUUGGAUGUAGACGAUAUUGGCAGCUGACCAGAGCUGCUUUUCGUCAAAGCGCAGCAAACUACAGCAAAAUUUUAAAAAUAAUGUUUUAAAAAAAUUUUAAUAUAUACCUGACGCCCUUUUCUCCGCAUAAUUUUAUUAACUUUAGAAUAAAAAGUGCACCCAUGUUAGCAUAAAAAUGAAAUUGAAGUAAUGUAGAUUGCAACUUUUAGUUUUCAUCAUUAGAGGUUUCACCGUCUCAGUUCAUGGUUAAUAUAUUGCAUGUCAGAGAAGAUAUAUUUUUUUUUGUUUUUAAUUUUUUUUUUUAUUGCUUAGGAUAUAAGAGUAAAUUGGUGUAACCACCACACAAGGCAGUGGUGAUUGGGAAAAUAUGCCAAACAUAUAGGCUUUGUCAUUUCUAAGACCGGAAAACGUCAUAGCGUACUAUUUUUAGAAGGUCCGUGGACAAAUAUUGCUUAAAACAUGGCAGCUUAUAGUGUGUUUCAGCAUAUCGUUCGGGCGAUCCUUUUAUCUAGAGUUACUGUUACUGUUAUAUAUGACGUUCACGCAAUGAAGUUGCAUUUGAGAAAACAGAAGUGAAAAAAAAAUGUGUAAAAUAUUUAGUAAAAUAGAGUUGAGUUGUAAACAAGUUUCAGGGACACUUGGCUAACAUAGUAAUACUGAACAGUGUUGACAUUUUGUCCGCGCUGAGUACCCGGAUGAUCAGUAAUGGUGACAUCAGUUCUAUUAAUAGAUUUCCGCCAUUAAAUGACAAGCCCUAUUGCAGCAUCAUGAAAAAUUACCUGAUCAUUAAAGUACAGUUAGUCAUCAUGAUUGGGAAGAGGUAAAAUUUGGACACCGUAUUAAAAUAAGGAGCACUUUUUUUCCCAAUGUAAUUUGCAUUCAUUGAAUUUGCUGGAAAAUGAUGCUUUACUUGGAAGCAGUAACAAAAUAAAAUAUAAACACUUUUGCCCUGCAUCAAAACAUUAAAAUAUAUUAUAGAAUUUGACUAUGAAGAUCCAGAUGAUCCAAUACUUUACCAGGAAAAAAAUGUUUUGAGUUAAUUUUUUAAACCAGAUUUGGAUACUGCAAUUUUCAAUGAAUGAUUGAUUUUUACUGUUAUCAUGUCACUGCGACUUAUUUGUAUUUUGUAUGAGAUUAAAAAGCUCAAGAAAUCCUUCAAUGAAAAAGAUGUUUUCAAAGAAUGCAUUGACCUUUAAUUUAAAUCAGAUUUAGCAUCUGAAAAUGAAGAUUCAGCAGACAUUAUUAAUGCAACAUAACUGUGUGAUGGGUUAUUUGCUCUAUCAUGAAGAAUAAGAGAAAAAUAUCAAUCCUCAGAUGUAUAUUUUUAAUAUUAGUACUAGACAAUCACUGUCUAUUGGGCUCCUUGCUCCUUUUUCCAAAUGUGUAUUGGUAUGUGGUGAUGCAAAUUUUGCUAACACUCAAUAACAGUUGUGAAUACUGAGAGAAGCUUCCAGAGGGCCAAAAUCAAAUUUUUAAAAAAAUCAUCUCUUAAUUGUCUGUAGAUUGAUUUGUUGAUAUAGUUACAAUAUCAAAUGAGAGAAAAAUUGCAAUGGAUUUGGUUUCGAACAAAAUAGUUCAGGAUAUUGUAUCUGCAAGAGCUAUAAAGUGGCAUUUUUCUUGAAAUAACUGUUAAAUAAUUUUUUUUUAUAUUUGCCCUUGCAGGAAUUGUUAUUUUUAGUAUUCUUCAGAAGCAAGAAAAAACAUGUUAAAUCAAAUAUUAAAUAUUACAACCAUUAAUGCUAUUACAAAUUUGCCAAUUUAAAAAUUUG
Messenger RNA from Lymnaea stagnalis (great pond snail), 51687 nucleotides. The record is from the annotation of a GenBank genome assembly. NCBI's taxonomy places the organism in Eukaryota, Metazoa, Mollusca, Gastropoda, Lymnaeidae.